Messenger RNA from Rhopalosiphum padi (bird cherry-oat aphid), 48097 nucleotides. Its product is annotated as titin. The record is from RefSeq and is a predicted model, not a curated record. NCBI's taxonomy places the organism in Eukaryota, Metazoa, Arthropoda, Insecta, Hemiptera, Aphididae. The transcript has 109 exons. Bases 382 to 47583 code for a protein of 15733 amino acids. Gene Ontology annotation, molecular function: protein binding.
CACAUACUUCGGCGAUUCAGUUACCACCAAGGCGAGUUCGAGAGUGAAUAUCGAAAAGAACAACAAACACGAUACCACCGUCGUACGCAUACUUAGCGAAAGAUAUUUUCGGAAAUCACUUAUAUACACGUAUAGAGAGCGUGGAGAACCUGUGCGAGACAACUCAGAUCGCGGGUGUCAAUUAAUAUAAUUGUUUAAACCUGUGUCACGUGCGUUUUCAGUUCAGGUUUUCACCGUUUUCCGUUGGACCGUCUUUUAUGUUUUAAUUUUUUUUUUCAAUUCGUUUAACGCGUGUGGAAUCGCCAGGAUAUAAGAGCCAGUGAACGAAUUCGGUAUUGACCGACCGUCCUGCCGGGGCGCGAGGAGACUUGUGCGUUAGUCAUGAACCAACAACAACAGCAAAAACAGAUUACCACCACCUCCACCUCCUCGAUGUCCACGGGACAGAGGAGCGUGAACCGUACCGAACAACAGGUCACGAGACAAUUCACGCAGACUACACAGAGACAAGUUCACGAAGGGUUUAUUGUACACCAGUCUACUCCAAAAUUUGGAAAUGACGCUGCUCCGCCAGUAUUUGAACAGAUAUUCAAAAACGCCAGAUUCGCCCAAGGUGGAAAUGCCGUUUUUGAAGGAAAGGUUACCGGUAUUCCAAAACCUUUUGUCUCAUGGACCAGGAAAGGCGCUCCGCUAUUGGAGUCAUACAAAUACAAGAUGACGUAUGAUCAACAAACAGGGAAUGUUGUUCUUACGAUCAAUCAAAUCGGUCCAGGAGAUGAAGGGGAAUACACAUGUUCGGCGCGCAAUCAAUACGGCGAAGCAAUUUGUUCUGUUUUCAUUCAACCAGAAGGUCAUACUGUUCAAAUACCUCAAGGCACGUAUGGUUCGCAGCGAGUACAACAAACACAGAAUACGCUGUAUACAAAUAAUUAUUCGAACAUCGAUGAAGAUUUCAAAGUCGAUACUUUCGAAUAUCGCUUACUCCGUGAAGUGUCCUUCAGACAGUCUGUCACCAAAAGGUACCUGGGUGAAGAGGAUGUCAAGUUUACUAGCAGCGCACACCAAGGCCCGGUCGUCGCACCCCAAGUGCUUCAGAAACCGCGUAAUUCAAAAUUGGUAGAAGGAUCAAACGCUACGUUUAACGUAAAAGUGUCAACAGCUAAGGAUACAAGGUUGACUUGGUUCAAGAACGGUCAGAGACUCGUAAAUGGACCAAAACACCAGAUAAAUUUCACCAACCAAAUCGCUACACUUUAUAUACCACAAGUUAACUGUGAGGAUUCUGGGCAUUACACUCUGCUUGUAGAAAACCCACAAGGCUGUGUAGUUUCUUCUGCGUAUCUUGCUAUAGAACCGAUGCAGAUAGCAUAUGACAGAACAGAAGACAAGGAGAAUGUAAUAACUAAAACUCAUAACAAGCUUGAGUCUAUAGAAGUAGUCGAGGGCAAGAUGUUGGCACCAAACUUUGUGCGUGUUUGUGGUGAUCGUGACGUGACCGAAGGAAAAUUGACACGUUUCGAUGUUCGUGUUACGGGCAAACCGUAUCCCGAAGUUUCAUGGUAUAUAAAUGGUCAGCAAAUUAAGGACGACGCAACGCACAAGAUAUUGGUUAACGAAUCUGGUGACCAUGGUUUGAUGAUAACUAAUGUGUCUCAAGCAGAUGCAGGUCAGGUGGUUUGUGUCGCAAGAAGUAAAUCCGGAGAAACUUCUUUCCAAUGUAAUCUGGGAGUCAUUGAAAAAGAACUUGUAGUUGCUCCAAAGUUUGUACAACGUUUUACACCUUUAAAUAUAAGUGAAGGAGAAACAGUUACGUUGAGCGUCAGAGCUGUUGGUACCCCAGUACCAAGAAUAACAUGGCAAAAAGAUGGUGUAAACAUCAGCGAACAACCUGGAAUGGUGUCUGUAUGGACCGAAGGAGGUGGUUCAGUAUUAGAAAUAGCAAGAGCUGCUCCAACAGACGCAGGUUGGUAUCAAUGUACAGCCCAAAACACGGCUGGAUCAACAGCAACAAGGGCUCGCCUUAACAUCAUAAGAAAACCUCGCCCUGAAGACUUCUCCGAAGACCGACGUCUUAGGCUGCCAAAACCAACACGAGUCAUUGAACCUGAGCCUGAGCCAGAACCAGAAGUCGUUUUCCUAAAACAUGUUGAGAGAGCAAAAUACCAUACUCCUCGACCGGAAGAAGACAAGAUUUAUCCACCACCAAGGUUCAUUGUUCCACUCGCGAACAUUACUCAACAAGAAGAUGGUCGAAUUCACUUUGAGGCUAGAAUUGAACCCAUCGGAGAUCCAACGAUGGUGGCUGAGUGGUUUGUAAAUGGUUACCCAUUACAAGCAAGUUCGAGAGCUAUGACUUUAUUAAAUUACGGUUUCAUAGCUUUGGAUUUGUUGAGCAUUAUAUCCGAUGAUGCUGGAGAAUAUACAUGUAGAGUGACCAGUAGCUCUGGAACAGCUCAAUCUACUGCUGUUCUUAAAGUUGAAGGGAGAGAUGAAAUCGAUAAAUCCAGUCAAUAUCCAGACAGUUUAAAAUAUAUUGAACAAUUAGAAGAUUAUUCCAAAUAUCAAAGAAGUGAUAGUUAUGAUGAAGUUCAGCCAUUACCACCCACUUUAGUUAAAUCAUUACAUGAUAUGGGUGAUUUACAAGAAGGUAGAAAUGCACAUUUCGAAGCUCAGCUUAAUCCAGUUAGUGAUCCAACUAUGAAAGUAGAGUGGUAUAAAGAUGGAAAACCUAUUACAGCAAGUUCAAGAAUAACAACAAUAUUUAAUUUUGGUUACGUUUCAUUAAAUAUUAUGCAUCUUCGUGCAGAAGACAGUGGAGAGUAUACUCUAAGAGCUAUAAACCGAUGGGGAGAAAUUAUCAGCACAUCAACAUUAAAUGUUAUUGCUCAUAGCAGUAUUACAGGUGAUUUAGGCUACCCUGAACAGCAAAGGUAUAUUGAUCAAACUGAAGCUUUGGAACAAUCUUACCUACAACAAAAAAAUCAAGAAUAUAAAAUAAGUGCACCUGAAAGUGUUGCACCACCACAAUUUAAAACGCCAAUUAAAGAUCAGCAAAACAUUAAAGAAGGUGGUUUUGCUCAUUUUGAAGCAAGAUUAGAACCAUUAGGAGAUUCAACGCUUCAAGUAGAAUGGUUAAAGGAUGGUAAACCAGUUGAAGCUAGUUCAAGAAUGACUGUAUUCUUCAACUUUGGAUAUGUUGCAUUGACAAUAAAAUAUGUAACUGUUUUUGAUAUUGGAACAUAUACUUGCAGAGCUUUUAAUAAUUUAGGUGAUGCUUCAACAUCUGCUACAUUGACUGUUCUGACUAAAAAAGAUGUAGUACAAGAUAGCCAACACCCUGGAGGUCUCGAACGAUUCCAAUAUUUGGAAGAUUCAAGAAAGAAUAAACGAAAGGCAGAAGAAGAAACAGUUAUUACACAAAAACCUAGAUUUCUUGGGCCAUUAAAAGGAACAAAUAAAAUUGCCGAAGGGCAAAGAGCUCAUUUUGAAGUUCGAGUAGAACCUCAAAAUGAUGUAACUAUGAAAAUUGAAUGGUACUUUAAUGGAAAAGUAAUAAUGAGCGCUAAUAGAAUUCAAACAUAUCAUGAUUUUGGUUAUGUCGCUUUGGAUAUUCUUGGAGUAAGAGCCGAAGAUAGUGGUACAUAUGUGGUUGUUGCAAGGAAUGCCUUAGGAGAGGCUCAGCUGUCAGCCACAAUGCAAGUUGAAGUUCGUUCAAGUAUUGAUACAUCUACUAUGCACCGUGGAGUAGUUGAAAAAGCUCCUUAUCUUGAAUCUAAAAAGUUCACUGAACCUCAGUAUGAUAUUGAAGAAAUUUCAAAGUCAAGACCUAUAUUUAUACAACCUUUAAGUGAUCCUGCACCAUUGAAUGAGGGUAAAAAUGUUCAUUUGGAAUGUCGUCUUGAGCCUAUGGGUGAUCCCACAAUGAGAGUUGAAUGGUUCCAAAAUGGAAAACCUGUAACAGUUGGUUCAAGAUUCCGUACGUAUUAUGAUUUUGGAUAUGUUGCUUUGGAUAUCAUACAUGUCACAUCAAUUGACUCUGGUGAAUACACUGUGAGAGCUACAAACCAUUUAGGAUCAGCUCAUACAUCUGCCUGUGUCAAUGUAUUAUGUCGAUCAGACAUUUUAACUGAAAGUCAAAAUGAGUAUGCAUUAGAGCAGAUACAAAUGUUAGAAGAUGCAUCAAGAUAUCAAAAAAUGACAAUUGAAGAAGAAAGUAUUAUGCAAGGGCCACAGUUCACUAAACCAUUACAUAAUAUACAGACAUCUGAAGGUACAAACGUGCAUUUGGAAUGUAGAUUAAAACCGGUUGGAGAUCCAACUAUGAAAAUAGAUUGGCUGGUCAACGGACGUCCAGUCAAAACAGGACAUAGGUUCCGCCCUGCCUAUGAUUUUGAUUAUGUAGCAUUGGAUUUGUUAAGUGUAUAUCCUGAAGAUUCUGGAGUGUAUACUUGCCAAGCUAGAAACGAAAUGGGUGAAGCUGUUACUUCCAGCUCAGUGAAAGUGAUUGCUAAACAGAAUUUAAUAUUAGAUUCACAACAUCCACAUGGUCUAGAAAAAAUACAAUAUCUAGAAGAUUCUGCAAGAUACAAAAAAGCUGAAAUGAUUGAAGAAUCUGUUAAAAUAAGACCUCGUUUUUUGACCAAACCAAAGAAUGUAGAAAAUUUAAAAGAAGGACAACAUGCUCAUUUUGAAUGUAAAUUAGAACCAGUCACUGAUUCUAACCUAGAAGUUCAGUGGUUUAAAAAUGGAAAACCAAUAAUUAUUGGCCAUCGCUUUAGACCUAUCCACGAUUUUGGAUAUGUAGCCUUAGAUAUCAUAGAUGUCAUUGAAGAAGAUUCUGGAACUUAUACAUGCCGUGCUGUUAAUUUACUUGGUGUUGAUGAAACAAAUGCCCAUCUAACAUGCAGAAGUUCAUCACGUAUUGUAACAGAAACUCAAAACGAAAUGGGUCUGGAACAAAUUCAAUAUCUUGAAGAAAAAUCUAGAUACCACAGAAGAGAAGACAUUGAAGAAACAACCACUCAGGCUCCAAUUUUCACUACUUCAUUGAAACAUUGUGAUAUUAAAGAAGGCCAACGAGCUCAUUUUGAAUGUAGAUUAAUUCCAGUAUCUGAUAACACCAUGAAAGUUGAAUGGUUCCACAAUAAUGUUCCAAUUAAAUUUGGAUCUCGAUUUACCGAAACCAAUAACUUUGGAUUUGUUGCAUUGGAUAUUCUUCAAUGUUUACCUGAAGAUUCUGGCACAUAUACAUGUCGUGCAACUAAUUGGCUAGGACAAUCUAUAACAUCAGGAAAUCUCAACGUUCAAUCGAGAAAGUCAAUUUAUUUGGAAUCACAACAUGAAGAUGCAUUAGGUCGUUUAGCUCAGCUUGAAAACUCAAACCGUUAUCAACGUCAAUCAAUUAUAGAAGAUGUAGUAACACAAGCUCCAGUAUUUACUCAACCUAUGAGAGAUAUUACUAUGAUUGAAAGUCAGCCUGCUCAUUUUGAAGCAAGAUUAAUACCAGUGGGUGAUGAUAAAUUAAAAGUAGAAUGGUUAAGAAAUGGAAUCCCUAUUCAAGCAUCUAAUCGUGUAUCAACAAUGCAUGAUUUUGGUUAUGUUGCUCUUAAUCUUAAAUAUGUUUAUCCUGAGGAUUCUGGUACUUACACAUGCAGAGCUAUAAAUGAUUUAGGACAAGCAGUUACCUCAGCCACACUGAAUGUGCAUUCUAAAGCUUCUCUUCAAUUGGAAAGUCAACAUGAAGCAGCAUUAGAUAAAUUAAGGCAGCUCGAGGAUUCUAGUAGGUACAAACGAGUAGAACAAAAAGAAGUGGAAGUUACUGAAGCGCCUAAGUUUAUUGUGCCAUUAAAUGGAACUGAAAGUUUGAUUGAAGGUCAAAGUGCCCAUUAUGAAUGCCGUAUUGAACCUUAUCCUGAUCAUACACUACAAUUAGAAUGGUUACACAAUGGGAAACCAUUACAAACAGGACAUAGGUUUAGAACAACUUAUGAUUUUGGUUUUGCGUCAUUGGAUGUUUUAUCAGCUUUACCAGAAGAUUCUGGAGAAUAUACAUGUAGGGCUAUUAAUAAACUUGGAAGGGCUGAGUCGUCAGUUAAGCUGAGUGUUCAAUCUCGAGCAUCGAUUAUUAGUGAUACUCAACACCAAGGAGCUUUGAACAAAAUACAGUAUUUGGAAGAUGACUCUAGAUUUAAAAGAGCAGCUGCUGAAGACGUUCUAAUGACAGAGAAACCACAAUUUGGACGACCUCUUAAGAAUAUAGAACAUCUUCCAGAGGGACGAAGUGUACAUCUUGAAGCUACAUUAAUUCCAGUUAAUGACCCAACUAUGAAGGUUGAGUGGUUUAGAAAUGGAAUACCAAUUCCUCAAGGCCACAGAUUUAAGACAGUUUAUGAUUUUGGAUUUGUUGCUUUGGAUGUACUUUAUGCUUAUCCUGAAGAUUCAGGUACAUACAUGUGCAAGGCCAAAAAUGCUGCGGGAGAAGCAGUUACUACUUGUAUUGUAACAGUCGAUUCUAAAUCGGGUCUACAGUUAGACACAUUGGAUGAAGAUAGAUUAAAAAAGAUUAAACAACUUGAAGCUUAUGAAAGACCUACAGCUCAAGAAGCUGUAUUUGAACUUCAAAAACCAGUAUUCCUCACACCUCUUAACAGUCUUGAAUUACUGAAAGAAGGAGAACACGCUCAUUUAGAAACUCGAAUUGAACCAAUUAAUGAUGCUGAUUUGAAAAUCGAAUGGUUCGUUAAUGGAGUAGCAAUUAAAACGGGUCAUCGUUUCAAGACUACACAUGAUUUUGGAUAUGUUGCAUUGGAUAUUUUAUAUGCAUAUGCUGAAGAUUCCGGUACUUAUAUGUGUAAAGCCACCAAUAAAAAAGGAGAAGCAGUAAAUACUUGUCAAAUUAAUGUUGCCUCUCGUAGAAGUAUCUACUUAGAAACGCAGCAUCCUGAUGGAUUAGAAAAGAUUCGUGAACUUGAAGCGCAAGGGCGCCCAGCAAAACUUGAAAUUGAUGAGCCUCCACCAACAGCGCCAUCAUUAACUGAUCUAUGGGGCACUACUGAGGUAGCUGAAGGAAAAACAGCCCACUUUGAGUGUCAAGUUAAACCUGUACACGAUUCUAAAUUGAAAGUUGAGUUCUUCCAUAAUGACAAACCACUUGGAUCUGCUUCUCGUUUCCAUACUACAUAUGAUUUUGGUUACAUAUCUUUGGAUAUUGGCCAUGUUGUUCCUGAAGAUGCUGGAAAGUAUACCGUUAAAGCUACCAAUGAAUUGGGUCAAGCCACUUCAAAUAUUAAUUUAUUAGUUCAAGGAGGUGGAAGUAUAAUUUUGGACUCUCAAAGACCUGAAGGAUUAGAAAAAAUAAAAGAGUUAGAAAUGGCUGUACCUUUUAAACGUGCAGAUUAUUCAGAACCUAUUUCAAAACAAAGACCAAUGUUCACACAACCUUUACAAAAUAUUGACAGCAUAAAUGAAGGACAAACAGCUCACUUUGAAUGUCGUCUCAUCCCAAUAGGCGAUUCAUCAAUGACAGUCGAAUGGUUUAGAAAUGAAAAACCAUUAGAAACAAGUUCAAGGAUUACAAAAACAUAUGACUUUGGUUAUAUAUCUCUAGAUAUUUCUCAUGUUAGAGAUGAAGAUAAUGGGGUAUAUAGUUGUAAAGCCACAAAUGCUCUUGGAGAGGCAGUUUCGACAGCCUCUAUGAGAGUUAGAACAAAAUCUGAUAUUCAGUUAGAGAGUCAACAUCCAGAAGGUCUUAAAAAAAUUGUUGAAUUAGAACGCGGUCAAGAACCAUUGAAGAGAGAAGAGGCAGAAAGAUCAUUUGAAAAACCAAUUUUCACACAACUUCUUACAGGUCCUUCAGAGCUUAUUGAAGGUCAACAUGCUCAUUUUGAGUGUAGAGUUGUACCAGUAGGUGACCCAACAUUACGUUUUGAGUGGUAUGUUAAUGGAGUCGAACUAAAAAUGGGUUCAAGAUUCCAUGUAACAAACGAUUUUGGUUUUGUAACAUUAGACAUCAGCUCAACUGUUGCAGAAGAUUCUGGAGUUUAUACAUGCAAAGCAAUUAACAGGGCUGGAGAAGCUGUUUCUUCCACUUCCAUGAAAAUAAAACAUCGUUCUUCAAUUAUUCAUGAACCAUUACAACCUGAUGCAUGGGAAAAAAUUCAGCUUAAAGAAGCAGAAAUGAAUAAAGUUCCUGAAAUGUUCAUUGAUACUAGACCACAACAAGCACCUGUUUUUACUUCACAUUUGCAAAAUCAAGACCGUUUAGCUGAAGGUCAGCAUGUUCAUUUAGAAGCUCAAGUAGAGCCUAGAGCAGAUCCUAAUCUUCGAAUUGAAUGGUUCAAAAAUGGAGUCGCAUUGACUACUGGCUCAAGAAUACGUAGCACUUUUGAUUUUGGUUUAGUCACAUUAGCAAUAAACAGUUUGAGACCAGAUGAUACAGCUAUCUAUACAUGCAAAGCAACAAACAUUUUGGGUGAAGCUGUUUCAACGUGUACAUUAAAAAUAUCGGAUAGUCAUUGGUUAAUAAGUAACACUUUACACCCUGAAUCUCUUUCAAAAAUUGAAGAUUUGGAAAAACCACAUGCUGGACGAGUUGAAGGACCAGAGCCAGUUUUUGAAAGUCCCGUUUUCAUUUCUCAUCUUAAUAACUGGGAAUGUAAAGAAGGAAAUGAUGUUCAUUUUGAAUGCCAAGUAGAACCUUCCAAAGAUCCGACUUUGAAAAUUGAUUGGUUUGUAAAUGGAAAACCACUUCAAAGUGCAGCUAGAUUCAAGUCGGCCUAUGAUUUUGGUUUUGUCACAUUAGAUAUACAUCACGCAUACUCAGAAGAUUCUGGAAUAUACACUUGUAGAGCUAGUAAUAGCAAAGGUCAGGCUGUAACUACUGGAACAUUAAAAUGUACAGGUCUCCAAGGCAUUCAUUUAGACACACAACAUCCACAAGGAAAAACUGGAUUAGAAAAGGUACAAAAAGUGGAAGAUAAUCUUGCUUCUAAAUAUCAACGUCAAACAUCUUUGCCUGAAGCAACUUUCCCAAAACCAAUAUUUGUUGUACCUCUUGAAGCUGAAUUCAUAUUAGCUGAAAGUAAACCACUGCAUUUGGAGGCACAAGUUGAACCCAAGAAUGACCCCAAUCUGAAAAUUGAAUGGUACUUUAAUGGAAAAGUACUUGAUUUAGGAUCACGUUUUAAGACAAACAACGAUUUUGGUUUUAUAAGUUUGGAUUUAACUGAUGUAUAUGAACGAGAUCAAGGAGUGUAUACCUGCAAAGCAUAUAAUCAUUCUGGAGAAACAUAUACUUCAACAACUGUAUAUUGCAGUAGCAACAAGGGAUUGAUCGAGCAUACGCAACAUCCAAAAGGAGAAGAAGGUUUGGAAAAAAUUCAAAGUUUAGAAGAAUCUCUACAAAGGCAAAAACAAGGAAUUACAGACAAAGAGACUGGACAUGCGCCUGUUUUCACUUCACAAUUCAAAGAUCUUGGAUUCUUAAGCGAAGGUGAAAUUGCUCAUUAUGAAGCUUCAUUAACACCUGUUGGUGAUCAGAAAAUGGUUGUUGAAUGGUUCUACAAUGGAAAUGCUAUUGAAGCUAGUCACCGUAUUCGUACAAUAUAUGCAUUUGGAAUGGUUGUUCUUGAAAUUCUUGGUACUAAAAUAGCUGAUACAGGAACUUAUACUUGUAAAGCAACGAAUGACUAUGGAUCUGCAGAGAUGAGCGUUACACUAGAAUGUGUUGAAAGAAUAACUGGUCAAAAACCAAAAUUCACUUCUCAAAUUCAGACUCUAGUUGGCUUAAAGGAUGGAGAUUCUGCACAUUUUGAAUGCACAUUAAUACCGGUCAAUGACCCAGAUUUAAAAGUAGAAUGGUUCCACAACGGUAAACCAUUAUUACACAAAAAUCGCGUAAAAAUGAUUUCCGAUUUUGGAUUUGUUGUCAUGGAUAUAGCAUAUAUACAAAAUCACGAUUCUGGAGAAUAUAUGUGUAAAGCAAGCAAUAAAUAUGGCGAAGAUAUAACUAAAGCCACUAUCCAAUACUCUGGAAAAGGUGGUGUGUAUUUAGAUUCACUGCAACCUACUUCCUUAGCUAGAAUUCAAGAAUUAGAAAAUGCUACAGGACAACCAGUUGGAUUUGCAUCAUCUCCUGUAUCAGAAGCUCCUAAAUUUACAACUCAAUUGGUUGACAUAACAAAUUUGAAAGAAGGGCAAAGUGCUCACUUUGAAGCUCGAGUUACACCAGUGAACGAUCCAAAUCUUGUUGUUGAAUGGUAUUUCAAUGGUGAAAAGCUACAACACGGUCAUAGAUUUAGAACAUUCCAUGAUUUUGGUAUAGUAAUAUUGGAUAUAUUGUAUUGUUAUGAAGAAAACUCUGGUGUAUACGAGUGUAGAGCAUUUAAUAAAGCAGGAACUGAUACCACUAAGGCAAAUCUACGUUGUACCUCCAAAACUAAUUUGAUCUUAGAUUCCCAACUUCCUCGAGGAAUGGAAGGAGGAUUAGAAAAAAUUCAAACUCUUGAAGAUUUAACUCUCAGAGUUAAAGAUGAAAAAGUUUCUGUGGAAAAUCGUCAAGCUCCAAUGUUUACUGAACCAUUAUCUAAUAUUGAUAGUUUACGAGAAGGUGAAAGUGCACAUUUUGAAGGUCGCCUUACACCUGUUGAUGAUCCUAACUUAAAGGUGGAAUGGUUCUGGAAUGGAAAACCAUUAAAAGCAGGUUCUAGAUUCAGAACUUUCUGUGAAUUUGGUUUUGUUAUAUUGGAAAUAUCUCCAGUAUAUCCUGAAGAUUCUGGAGAAUAUUCAUGCCGAGCUUCCAACCAUUAUGGUGAAGCUGUUACUACAGCCAACAUGAAAGUUCAAGGAAAGAGAAGUAUCAUUGUGGAAUCGCAGCUUCCAAAAGGAAUGGACACUACUAUUGAUAGAAUUGCAGAACUUGAAGGUCUUGGAAAAUCAAGGGCACCUAUUGAAACUGAAGACGAUCUGGGAAGAGCACCAGAAUUCAUUACAACUCCAGCUGAUCUAAGUUUGUCAGAAAAUUCGUUGGCUCAUUUUGAAUGUAGACUUGUACCAUCAAAUGAUGCUAGCAUGACAGUUACUUGGUUCCAUAAUGGCAAAGUGUUAUCAGCUGGAUCACGCAUAAAAACAAUUAAUGAUUUUGGAUUUGUUAUCCUUGAAGUAGCUGGUGUUUAUAUUAGAGAUUCUGGUCUAUAUACUUGCAAGGCUACCAAUAAACAUGGAGAAGCAACAGUGACGUGUAAGUUACAAGUUAAAGGCCGGCAAGGUAUAGUUUUAGAACCUCAAUUACCUAACACAUUCAGAUCUGGCACAAAAAGUAUUCAAAAGCUUGAAGAGAAUAUGUAUAAACGGGAAGAAAUAUUGGCUGAAGAUGAAAAACCAAAUCCUCCUAGGUUUACUGUAGAACUGAAGGAUGCAUUGGAUGUACAAGAAGCCAAAUCUGUUCAUUUUGAAUGUAGAGUAGAACCAGUUAAUGACUCUACAUUAAGGAUUGAUUGGUUUUUCAAUGGAAAACCUUUUGCUACUGGUUCACGUGUACAUGUGAUAAAUGAUUUUGGAUUUAUAUCUUUGGACAUGGAUUAUGUUUACUCCCGAGAUUCUGGCGAAUAUAUAUGCCGUGCAACAAAUAAAUGGGGAACUGCCUUUACAAAAGCAAAAUUAACAUGCAUUGCCAAACAAAAUGUUAUAUUAGAGUCACAAUUACCAGAAGGCAUGAGCGGAGAAAAAUUAAAAGCGUUAGAGCAAGGGCCAGUACAAGAAAAAAAAAUCCAUGAUGAGAUAGAGGCAAUGCCACCAAAAUUCUUAUCUCAGAUUGAAUCAACAACAGUCGAAGAAGCAAGUUCUGUACAUUUUGAAACUAGAGUAGAGCCUAAAAAUGAUCCAAAAUUAAGAGUAGAGUGGUACAGAAAUGGAAAACCAUUACCUUCAGGGCAUAGAUACAAAUCUAUAUUUGAUUUGGGUUUUGUAUCUUUGGAUAUACUGUCUAUGUAUUCUGAAGAUUCAGGAGAGUACAUUUGCAGAGCUGUAAAUGAUCAUGGUGAAGCCAUUACUAAAGCUAUGGUCACCUGCAAACAGCUCCCAACAAUAUUACUUCAAAAUCAAGUACCAAAAGGUAUGAAGAAAUCAGAAGCUUUGACUCAAAUGGAAGCAGCUAUUAAAAAAUACACAUCUGAGAUUCAUUUGACCAUAGACGAUUUAUACGAAGUUGAAAAGAAACAACCACCAAGAUUUGUCACCCAAAUUAAAGAUCAGCUGUCAUUAGUUGAAAUGGAAUCAACCAAAUUUGAAUGUCAAUUAGCUCCAGUUGGUGACCCUAAUAUGAAGGUUGAGUGGUUCUUAAAUGGCAAACCAUUAAGACACAAGAAUAGAUUUAACCCAAUUUAUGAUUUUGGUUAUGUUGCAAUGAAUUUCGGUUGGAUAUAUCCUGAAGACAGCGGUGAAUAUGUUUGUAGGGCUACUAAUUUAUAUGGACAAGAUGAAACAAGAGCCACCAUAAAAACAUCUGGUAAACCAGGUAUUAUUUAUGACUCGCAGCUUCCUAAAGGAAUGAAGAGUAUUGAAAAAAUAAGAGAAAUGGAAGCAUCGUGGCAAGUAACACCUGAAAUGAAAGAAGAAGAAGAAAAACGUAGAGAACCUCCACAAUUUGUAAGCAAACCAGAACCUGUCACUAUAUGUGAAGGUGAUUGGGCUAGAUUCUGUUGUAGAGUAACUGGUUUCCCAAGACCAAGAGUUAUGUGGCUAGUCAAUGGAAACACUGUGGUGAAUGGAAUGAGAUACAAAUUAAAUUAUGAUGGAAUGUGGCAUCUUGACAUACCAAAGACAAGGCAAUAUGACCAUGGUAAAGUUGAAGUUAUUGCUAGAAAUGCAUGUGGAGAGACUCGCGUGGAAACAAUGCUCAUAGUGAAUUCAAGACAUGACGAUUACAGAGGAGUUUUGAAAAACUCACCUAGACAGGAAUUCUUCGUAGCUUCUACUAACUAUCUACAGCAUUUCAAUUUUUGGAGUAUUGAAUCAGCAUGGUACGACAGUGAUUUGGUGCAGUAUCAAAGAGAUCUUAAAGAGAAUGAACUAGAAAAAGUGUUUACUGAUAGAGCAUCAAAUGUUCAAAAUGUUGAUUAUAGUAAUAUGAUUAUAUCAACGGUUGGUGAUCAAAUGAAACAAAAACAAUUAAAUGAUUCAAAACCUGAAUGGACUGAAACUGUAAAACAAAAAAAGAAUGAGGAUUAUUAUAAUAAAUUGAGUAAAUUGGAAGGAGAUCAAGUGAUAAAAGAAGCAAGAAUCAGAGAAGCUAAUCAUCAAGUAUCAAUUGCAGGCGAGAAGUUGAAAACUACUAAAAAUAUGUCUAAAAAUUACGAAGAAUCUUUAGUUAAAGAUAAAAAAGAAGAAUUAAUGCCUUGGCAAACAACAAAGUUACUUAAAGCACGGGGUGAUCAAAGUCCACAAAUAAUACCGGAUCCGUCUGAAUCGGCUGUACACGGAAAAGAAAUCCAUGUAGCAAAACAGCAACAAACUCAAAAAGAAAUACAAGGCGAUAAAGAAAUACGUAGAAAAAUUACUGCCACUGAGACAACUGAAGUUGAACACACACGUAAAAACCAAGAAAGGGUAGUUCAAGGAAAAGUUGAGCCGUCUAAACCGCCAAUAUUUACAACCAAAAUUCAACCCUGCCGUGCAUUCGAACAGGACCAAGCGCGUUUUGAGGUUGAAUUCGACGGUGAACCAUUACCCACGAUCAAAUGGUACCGAGAAGACUUUUUAAUCCAAAACUCACCUGACUUCCAAAUACACACGUUUAGUACGAAGUCCAUACUAGUUAUUAGACAAGUUUUUAUGGAAGACUCUGGUGUGUUUGCUGUCAUCGCAGAGAACAGAGGUGGCAAAGCAAAAUGCAGUGCCAAUUUACUUGUCGAAGAACGUAAACAAGUUGGCAGGAAAGGACCUGGUCCACCGAGCUUCCUUAGCACAAUGCAAGGAUCAGUCGUGAAAGCCGGCCAAUUAGUCAGAUUUGACGUUAAAAUCAGCGCUAAUAAGCCACUGGACGUAUAUUGGUUAAAGAAUGGAAAGAAAAUCAGCCAGGACAUUCGUUACAAAACAGUGGAUGAAGAUAACCAAUACACGCUCUUGAUCAUCGAGUCGGUUACUGAAGAUAGCGGAACCUAUGAGUGUGUAGCUAUUAACAAUUCUGGCGAAGCGAGGUGUGAAGCUCAGUUGGUGGUUCAACCCUUGGAACAGAAGGAUAAGCCUAAAUCAAAACCUAGUGGAAAAGAACAAGCACCAACAAUCACUCAACCGUUGUCCGGACAAGUGAUUCACGAGGGACAACCUGUGACUUUCAGCUGUAAAAUUUCUGGACAACCUCCAAUAACCGUAAAAUGGCAAAAAGGCGAUAAAGUGAUUAAACCAUCAAAAUAUUUCCGCAUGACGCAAGAUGGAGAAACUGUAUCACUUCAUAUAUCCGAAGUGUUCCCAGAGGACGAAGGCACGUACAAAUGUCUAGUUUCGAAUGCCGGUGGUCAGGCUGUCCUGUCAGCUAAUUUGAAAGUCAUUGUACCCGAAAAUCAAGACAUAGCUCCAACCUUGAGUCCGAUGAGAGAUGUUAUCGUUCCAGAAGGUAAUGCGGCUCAGUUCCGCACGCAAGUGUCGGGACAACCGUCACCGUCUGUACAAUGGUUCAGAGAAGGAAUACUUAUUCCCGAAACACCAGAUUUUAAGAUGAUGUAUGAAGGUAACAUGGCCGUUCUGUUGAUAACAUCGACAUAUGAAGAAGAUUCUGGUGUGUUCACGUGUCGUGCCACAAAUAGCGCUGGACAAGUAGAGACUUCGGCCAAACUUACGGUGAAAAGACAACGCGGGGUUACUUAUAAAACCGGUACAUUUGACGAUAAAGGUGUAGUGGAUAGUAUACAACUAAAUCAAGGGUUAGGAAAAACAAAAGAAAUAGGUUCAAAAAUAACUAUAAAAAAUAUUAAAACUGAUAAAAAAGGGAUAGAAACAAAUGAUAAUCUAUUACCAUGGAGAAAAGGAAUUUUAAUCGACAGAAUAAGAAAAACAUCAGUGGAAGCAAAAAGCUUAAUUACAGAGAAUGUAUUUAUUGAACCUACAGAAAUUGGUAAUUUAAUAACAGUAACACAAGAAGGUACAUUCAUAUAUACAUACGUUACAGAACAGAUAUUUACUUUAAUUCAAAACAAAAUUGAUACUAAAGAUGUAGAAAAGGCAAAACAAAUAAUAAAUCAAGUUUUGGUAAAAAAAAUGAAACAGGGCGAUAUCGUGAGUUUAAAUGAAAAUGAUAAAAAUGAAAUAGUUGGCGAGGUAACCAAUAAGUUAACACAAUUAUAUACAACAAAAGUAAAUAAUAAAUCUUUAGCAAAGGAUAUACUGAACAAAGUUUUAACACGAACAAUGGAAAAAGAACAAAUAAUUCAACCAUAUACAUUAGAGCAACAAAAACAAGAUGGAACAUUUGUAACAACAACACAAAUGAUUUUCAAAAAUAAAAAACAAAAAGAAUCCUCACAAAUAUCAGAAGAAAUGAUAGAACAAAAUAAACCGAAGAUUAAUAAACAAGACAUAAAAUCGGAAGAUAAAAUUCUUAAUCAAAAAAACCAAAGUCAAUUUUAUUUCGGGGAACAGCAAAAUGAUAAUUAUGAAAUCGUCCCAGAUGAAUACAAACCUAAAUUAAAAACUGAAAGUAUUGACAACAUUGAAACAAAAAGUCAAUUUAAUAAGAAUCUAGAUUACAAUACCAGACCGUGGUUAAUAAAUCCAAAUGUAGAAAAAACCAGUUCUAAGAAUGAUUAUUCACCAAAACGUGAGGAUACAUCAAAAAAUGAGAAGGCAACAACAAAUGAAUACUUACCCGAAAAAGUAAAAACAAAACAAAUUAAUCCUUGGACGGAGGAAAAAAUAAUUUUAAGAAAACCUGAAACAUCAAAAAUUGAUGAAAGUAGUAUUCACACAAAAAAUAAACCAAUAAGAGAAAAAGAAAAUAAUGAAUUGAAAGAAAUGAAAGAUAAAAAAACAUCUAUUCCUUGGACAGAAGAAAAUGUAAAACUAAAAAGAACAUCAACUGAAAAGCAAAUUAUACCUAAAGAAACUAUAGAAGACAUUAUACUAAAACCAAUUAAGGAAGAAGAUAAUGCACCAUUAGCUCAAAUCAGUAAUAAACAUCAAAAGAAAUCAGGAACACCAUGGACGGAAGAGACCGUAACUCUGAAGAAGACCAAAACACAAAAGCAACCGUUGGCCAAAGAAUCGGUUGAAGAGGUCACUCUUAAACCAGUUAAGAAGCCUUUGGUUGAAGAUAUCCCAUUAACAGAGGAAACUCCAGUUACGGAAGAAACUCCAGUGACAGAGACAACUGAAAUAGUUGAAACCGUGGUGGAAAAAGGAAGAAGGCGUCGUGUCAGGAAAAUUAAAACUGACGGAAAGGAAGAGGUUGAAGAAACUGACGAGGUUGUAGAAGAGAAACCGACAAUUGAAGAAGUCGAGGAUACACCUGUAGAAGACGUACCUACUGAACCACAAAGAAAGCCAUCCGUGCCAUGGAGGGAAGAGACCGUAACUCUGAAGAAGACCAAAACACAAAAGCAACCGUUGGCCAAAGAAUCGGUUGAAGAGGUCACUCUUAAACCAGUUAAGAAGCCUUUGGUUGAAGAUAUCCCAUUAACAGAGGAAACUCCAGUUACGGAAGAAACUCCAGUGACAGAGACAACUGAAAUAGUUGAAACCGUGGUGGAAAAAGGAAGAAGGCGUCGUGUCAGGAAAAUUAAAACUGACGGAAAGGAAGAGGUUGAAGAAACUGACGAGGUUGUAGAAGAGAAACCGACAAUUGAAGAAGUCGAGGAUACACCUGUAGAAGACGUACCUACUGAACCACAAAGAAAGCCAUCCGUGCCAUGGAGGGAAGAGACCGUCACUCUGAAGAAGACCAAAACACAAAAGCAACCGUUGGCCAAAGAAUCGGUAGAAGAGGUCACUCUUAAACCAGUUAAGAAGCCUUUGGUUGAAGAUAUCCCAGUAACAGAGGAAACUCCAGUUACGGAGGAAACUCCAGUGACAGAGACAACUGAAAUAGUUGAAACCGUGGUGGAAAAAGGAAGAAGGCGACGUGUCAGGAAAAUUAAAACUGACGGAAAGGAAGAGGUUGAAGAAACUGACGAGGUUGUAGAAGAGAAACCGACAAUUGAAGAAGUCGAGGAUACACCUGUCGAAGACGUACCUACUGAACCACAAAGAAAGCCAUCCGUGCCAUGGAGGGAAGAGACCGUCACUCUGAAGAAGACCAAAACACAAAAGCAACCGUUGGCCAAAGAAUCGGUUGAAGAGGUCACUCUUAAACCAGUUAAGAAGCCUUUGGUAGAAGAUAUCCCAUUAACAGAGGAAACUCCAGUUACGGAAGAAACUCCAGUGACAGAGACAACUGAAAUAGUUGAAACCGUAGUGGAAAAAGGAAGAAGGCGUCGUGUCAGGAAAAUUAAAACUGACGGAAAGGAAGAGGUUGAAGAAACUGACGAGGUUGUAGAAGAGAAACCGACAAUUGAAGAAGUCGAGGAUACACCUGUAGAAGACGUACCUACUGAACCACAAAGAAAGCCAUCCGUGCCAUGGAGGGAAGAGACCGUCACUCUGAAGAAGACCAAAACACAAAAGCAACCGUUGGUCAAAGAAUCGGUAGAAGAGGUCACUCUUAAACCAGUUAAGAAGCCUUUGGUUGAAGAUACCCCAGUAACAGAGGAAACUCCAGUUACGGAGGAAACUCCAGUGACAGAGACAACUGAAAUAGUUGAAACCGUGGUGGAAAAAGGAAGAAGGCGACGUGUCAGGAAAAUUAAAACUGACGGAAAGGAAGAGGUUGAAGAAACUGACGAGGUUGUAGAAGAGAAACCGACAAUUGAAGAAGUCGAGGAUACACCUGUCGAAGACGUACCUACUGAACCACAAAGAAAGCCAUCCGUGCCAUGGAGGGAAGAGACCGUCACUCUGAAGAAGACCAAAACACAAAAGCAACCGUUGGCCAAAGAAUCGGUUGAAGAGGUCACUCUUAAACCAGUUAAGAAGCCUUUGGUAGAAGAUAUCCCAUUAACAGAGGAAACUCCAGUUACGGAAGAAACUCCAGUGACAGAGACAACUGAAAUAGUUGAAACCGUAGUGGAAAAAGGAAGAAGGCGUCGUGUCAGGAAAAUUAAAACUGACGGAAAGGAAGAGGUUGAAGAAACUGACGAGGUUGUAGAAGAGAAACCGACAAUUGAAGAAGUCGAGGAUACACCUGCAGAAGACGUACCUACUGAACCACAAAGAAAGCCAUUCGUGCCAUGGAGGGAAGAGACCGUCACUCUGAAGAAGACCAAAACACAAAAGCAACCGUUGGCCAAAGAAUCGGUUGAAGAGGUCACUCUUAAACCAGUUAAGAAGCCUUUGGUUGAAGAUAUACCAGUAACAGAGGAAACUCCAGUGACAGAGACAACUGAAAUAGUUGAAACCGUGGUGGAAAAAGGAAGAAGGCGUCGUGUCAGGAAAAUUAAAACUGACGGAAAGGAAGAGGUUGAAGAAACUGACGAGGUUGUAGAAGAGAAACCGACAAUUGAAGAAGUCGAGGAUACACCUGUAGAAGACGUACCUACUGAACCACAAAGAAAGCCAUCCGUGCCAUGGAGGGAAGAGACCGUCACUCUGAAGAAGACCAAAACACAAAAGCAACUGUUGGCCAAAGAAUCGGUAGAAGAGGUCACUCUUAAACCAGUUAAGAAGCCUUUGGUUGAAGAUAUCCCAGUAACAGAAGAAACUCCAGUGACAGAGACAACUGAAAUAGUUGAAACCGUGGUGGAAAAAGGAAGAAGGCGUCGUGUCAGGAAAAUUAAAACUGACGGAAAGGAAGAGGUUGAAGAAACUGACGAGGUUGUAGAAGAGAAACCGACAAUUGAAGAAGUCGAGGAUACACCUGUAGAAGACGUACCUACUGAACCACAAAGAAAGCCAUCCGUGCCAUGGAGGGAAGAGACCGUCACUCUGAAGAAGACCAAAACACAAAAGCAACCGUUGGCCAAAGAAUCGGUUGAAGAGAUCACUCUUAAACCAGUUAAGAAGCCUUUGGUUGAAGAUAUACCAGUAACAGAGGAAACUCCAGUGACAGAGACAACUGAAAUAGUUGAAACCGUGGUGGAAAAAGGAAGAAGGCGUCGUGUCAGGAAAAUUAAAACUGACGGAAAGGAAGAGGUUGAAGAAACUGACGAGGUUGUAGAAGAGAAACCGACAAUUGAAGAAGUCGAGGAUAUACCUGUAGAAGACAUACCUACUGAACCACAAAGAAAGCCAUCUGUGCCAUGGAGGGAAGAGACCGUCACUCUGAAGAAGACCAAAACACAAAAGCAACCGUUGGCCAAAGAAUCGGUUGAAGAGGUCACUCUUAAACCAGUCAAGAAGCCUUUGGUUGAAGAUAUCCCAGUAACAGAGGAAACUCCAGUUACGGAGGAAACUCCAGUGACAGAGACAAUUGAAAUAGUUGAAACCGUGGUGGAAAAAGGAAGAAGGCGACGUGUCAGGAAAAUUAAAACUGACGGAAAGGAAGAGGUUGAAGAAACUGACGAGGUUGUAGAAGAGAAACCGACAAUUGAAGAAGUCGAGGAUACACCUGUCGAAGACGUACCUACUGAACCACAAAGAAAGCCAUCCGUGCCAUGGAGGGAAGAGACCGUCACUCUGAAGAAGACCAAAACACAAAAGCAACCGUUGGCCAAAGAAUCGGUUGAAGAGGUCACUCUUAAACCAGUUAAGAAGCCUUUGGUUGAAGAUAUCCCAUUAACAGAGGAAACUCCAGUUACGGAAGAAACUCCAGUGACAGAAACAACUGAAAUAGUUGAAACCGUAGUGGAAAAAGGAAGAAGGCGUCGUGUCAGGAAAAUUAAAACUGACGGAAAGGAAGAGGUUGAAGAAACUGACGAGGUUGUAGAAGAGAAACCGACAAUUGAAGAAGUCGAGGAUACACCUGUAGAAGACGUACCUACUGAACCACAAAGAAAGCCAUCUGUGCCAUGGAGGGAAGAGACCGUCACUCUGAAGAAGACCAAAACACAAAAGCAACCGUUGGCCAAAGAAUCGGUUGAAGAGGUCACUCUUAAACCAGUUAAAAAGCCUUUGGUUGAAGAUAUCCCAGUAACAGAGGAAACUCUAGUUACGGAAGAAACUCCAGUGACAGAGACAACUGUAAUAGUUGAAACCGUGGUGGAAAAAGGAAGAAGGCGUCGUGUCAGGAAAAUUAAAACUGACGGAAAGGAAGAGGUUGAAGAAACUGACGAGGUUGUAGAAGAGAAACCGACAAUUGAAGAAGUCGAGGAUUCACCUGUAGAAGACGUACCUACUGAACCACAAAGAAAGCCAUCCGUGCCAUGGAGGGAAGAGACCGUCACUCUGAAAAAGACCAAAACACAAAAGCAACCGUUAGCCAAAGAAUCGGUUGAAGAGGUCUCUCUUAAACCAGUUAAGAAGCCUUUGGUUGAAGAUAUCCCAGUAAGAGAGGAAACUCCAGUUACGGAGGAAACUCCAGUUACAGAGACAACUGAAAUAGUUGAAACCGUGGUGGAAAAAGGAAGAAGGCGUCGUGUCAUGAAAAUUAAAACUGACGGAAAGGAAGUGGUUGAAGAAACUGACGAGGUUGUAGAAGAGAAACCGACAAUUGAAGAAGUCGAGGAUACACCUGUAGAAGACGUACCUACUGAACCACAAAGAAAGCCAUCCGUGCCAUGGAGGGAAGAGACCGUCACUCUGAAGAAGACCAAAACACAAAAGCAACCGUUGGCCAAAGAAUCGGUUGAAGAGAUCACUCUUAAACCAGUUAAGAAGCCUUUGGUUGAAGAUAUACCAGUAACAGAGGAAACUCCAGUGACAGAGAGAACUGAAAUAGUUGAAACCGUGGUGGAAAAAGGAAGAAGGCGUCGUGUCAGGAAAAUUAAAACUGACGGAAAGGAAGAGGUUGAAGAAACUGACGAGGUUGUAGAAGAGAAACCGACAAUUGAAGAAGUCGAGGAUAUACCUGUAGAAGACAUACCUACUGAACCACAAAGAAAGCCAUCUGUGCCAUGGAGGGAAGAGACCGUCACUCUGAAGAAGACCAAAACACAAAAGCAACCGUUGGCCAAAGAAUCGGUUGAAGAGGUCACUCUUAAACCAGUCAAGAAGCCUUUGGUUGAAGAUAUCCCAGUAACAGAGGAAACUCCAGUUACGGAGGAAACUCCAGUGACAGAGACAAUUGAAAUAGUUGAAACCGUGGUGGAAAAAGGAAGAAGGCGACGUGUCAGGAAAAUUAAAACUGACGGAAAGGAAGAGGUUGAAGAAACUGACGAGGUUGUAGAAGAGAAACCGACAAUUGAAGAAGUCGAGGAUACACCUGUCGAAGACGUACCUACUGAACCACAAAGAAAGCCAUCCGUGCCAUGGAGGGAAGAGACCGUCACUCUGAAGAAGACCAAAACACAAAAGCAACCGUUGGCCAAAGAAUCGGUUGAAGAGGUCACUCUUAAACCAGUUAAGAAGCCUUUGGUUGAAGAUAUCCCAUUAACAGAGGAAACUCCAGUGACAGAGACAACUGAAAUAGUUGAAACCGUGGUGGAAAAAGGAAGAAGGCGUCGUGUCAGGAAAAUUAAAACUGACGGAAAGGAAGAGGUUGAAGAAACUGACGAGGUUGUAGAAGAGAAACCGACAAUUGAAGAAGUCGAGGAUAUACCUGUAGAAGACAUACCUACUGAACCACAAAGAAAGCCAUCUGUGCCAUGGAGGGAAGAGACCGUCACUCUGAAGAAGACCAAAACACAAAAGCAACCGUUGGCCAAAGAAUCGGUUGAAGAGGUCACUCUUAAACCAGUCAAGAAGCCUUUGGUUGAAGAUAUCCCAGUAACAGAGGAAACUCCAGUUACGGAGGAAACUCCAGUGACAAAGACAAUUGAAAUAGUUGAAACCGUGGUGGAAAAAGGAAGAAGGCGACGUGUCAGGAAAAUUAAAACUGACGGAAAGGAAGAGGUUGAAGAAACUGACGAGGUUGUAGAAGAGAAACCGACAAUUGAAGAAGUCGAGGAUACACCUGUCGAAGACGUACCUACUGAACCACAAAGAAAGCCAUCCGUGCCAUGGAGGGAAGAGACCGUCACUCUGAAGAAGACCAAAACACAAAAGCAACCGUUGGCCAAAGAAUCGGUUGAAGAGGUCACUCUUAAACCAGUUAAGAAGCCUUUGGUUGAAGAUAUCCCAUUAACAGAGGAAACUCCAGUUACGGAAGAAACUCCAGUGACAGAAACAACUGAAAUAGUUGAAACCGUAGUGGAAAAAGGAAGAAGGCGUCGUGUCAGGAAAAUUAAAACUGACGGAAAGGAAGAGGUUGAAGAAACUGACGAGGUUGUAGAAGAGAAACCGACAAUUGAAGAAGUCGAGGAUACACCUGUAGAAGACGUACCUACUGAACCACAAAGAAAGCCAUCCGUGCCAUGGAGGGAAGAGACCGUCACUCUGAAAAAGACCAAAACACAAAAGCAACCGUUGGCCAAAGAAUCGGUUGAAGAGGUCACUCUUAAACCAGUUAAGAAGCCUUUGGUUGAAGAUAUACCAGUAACAGAGGAAACUCCAGUGACAGAGACAACUGAAAUAGUUGAAACCGUGGUGGAAAAAGGAAGAAGGCGUCGUGUCAGGAAAAUUAAAACUGACGGAAAGGAUGAGGUUGAUGAAACUGAUGAGGUUGUAGAAGAGAAACCGACAAUUGAAGAAAUCGAGGAUACACCUGUAGAAGACGUACCUACUGAAUCACAAAGAAAGCCAUCCGUGCCAUGGAGGGAAGAGACCGUCACUUUGAAGAAGACCAAAACACAAAAGCAACCGUUGGCCAAAGAAUCGGUUGAAGAGGUCACCCUAAAACCAAUUACGAAACCGUUAGUGGUCGAUAUCCCACUAGUUAACGAAGUUGCUGAUAAUGAUAAUAUGAAUGUUGAUAAACAUGGUGCUCAAGAUGUUGCGGAUUUGAAUGCCGUUGUAGAUGAUCAUCCCAUUAUUAAAAUAAGAUUCCUAAAGCAUGACGAUAUGUUGAAGGAGGAUGCAACUAAUAAGCCGGAUGCAAUUGUAUGUGCUCAAAAAGUUAUUUCAAUUCCUAAAGAAAAGUUGAAAAAGAAAAAGAAACAUGUACAAUUGAAUGAAGAUAUGAACCAGGAGAAGGAAUUUUCUCCGGAUGAUGAGGUUAGUACAUUGAAUGAUGAGGAGCUACCAUCUUCUAAUGUAUCAGACUCAAAGGAUCUUAUGGGAAUUCUUAAACCUACGGAUGACGUUUUGACAGAUUAUAAUAUUUCUCUCAAGGAUGAUGAGUUCUCUACAGAUAUUUCUUCGAAGCCUAAAAAUAUAACAGAGCAGAAGAUCCCAAUGAAAUUAUUAAGUGAAAAAUUGGAACUUCCCUGGAGAAGAGGUCGUAAGGAUACCGAUACUGAUGUUGCUAGUGAUGAUAUUAUUGAUGACACACAUUCGCUUACUCCGAAAAAAGAAAAGUUGAAUGUUGUAGAAGUGAAACCACUACAGCCGAAAUCGUUAGAUGUUGAAAAUAAACCGCUAUUUGCUACAAUAAAACUUAAAAAAGCUUCACCGAAGAAAACAAAAGAAAUGGAACCUUUAGCAGUUCCUAAAGUUCAACUUAAAUCUCAUUUAUAUAGAGUGGAACUUAAUACUAAUGAACAUUUUCCUACAAUUUCGUUGUUAGAGCCUGUUUUUGUAGAUAAUGGGGUUCUUUCUAGAAACUACGCUGAGGCUAUGAAAAUUAAAAAAACUAAACCAAAAAAAUUAGUCCUUCCUGAACUAGAACCAGUUGUUCUUGAAAAGUAUGAACCAACCGACUUUCAUUACGACAAAAAGGAAACACCGCAAUCUCAGCCUUCUUUACCAAAACAACCAAUUGACAAGAAAAUUCCAGAUGAAGAAACCCCAAAGAAGUUAGUUAUUGGAAAAGGAAAAAUUCCCACUCAGGAUGAUGAGCAAGAAAAAGUAGUAUUAAAAAAAAUACCCCAAAAACCAAUCGAGGAAAAAGUGGAAAUUCCGAAGCCAAUUGAAAAACCACAAUUUAAACCAGAACCUGAUUUAAAACCGUCUGAAGACAAAGAUUUUACAUUAGAACCGUUUAAAUCUAUUCCAGUUGGCGAAAGUUCUGAAGAGUGUGAGCCAACACCAAUUAAAAAUGAUAGUACCCCUGAUGUAGAAUUGUCGACUAAAAAACCUAAAUAUAUUAGAAAAAAAAUAAAGAAAGAAGAAGAGCCUAUUCCUGAUAAGAAAAUAAUACCUGGAAUACCAAAGCCUGUUCCAUCAGAUGAAGAUAAAGAUAUAAAUCUCAAGUAUAAACAAGGGAAACCAGAACCAGAAAUACCUGAAGAAAUAAAAUUAAAACCAUUUUUAUUAGAAAAACCAUUUGUUACAACAGAACCGGAAAGUAUUGAUUUGGGGAAACCUGAACCAUUUGAAUAUCCAAGAGAUGAUGAACUUGUGAACCCUCAAUACUUUAAGUCGAAACCAGAGAAAAAAAUGAAAAAGAAAAAGCCUGUAAAAACUGUUGAUCAGCAAAUACCAACAGAUGACGAUAAUGACGGUACAUUCGAGCCAUUAUCUAUUGUAAAGGAGAAACCUGUACUCGAAGAAAUGGUAACCGUCAAUGUGAAACCCGUUAAAGUUGUUUCUGUUGAGUUAGAUAAUAAACCUUUAUUAGCAACUAUCAAACUCAAGAAAGCGCCUUCUAAAUCGAAGAAUGAUGUCAGUCAUGUUAAAAUCCCAAAAGUACUAUUGAAGUCUCAUUUAAAAAAUAUUGAAUACAAUACACAUGAACAUUUUCCAACAAUUUCAUUGUUAGAGCCUGUUUUUGUAGAUAAUGGGGUUCUUUCUAGAAACUACGCUGAGGCUAUGAAAAUUAAAAAAACUAAACCAAAAAAAUUAGUUCUUCCUGAACUAGAACCAAUUGUUCUUGAAAAGUAUGAACCAACUGACUUUCAUUACGACAAAAAGGAAACACCGCAAACACAGCCUUCUUUACCAAAACAACCAAUUGACAAGAAAAUUCCAGAUGAAGAAACCCCAAAGAAGUUAGUUAUUGGAAAAGGAAAAAUUCCCACUCAGGAUGAUGAGCAAGAAAAAGUAGUAUUAAAAAAAAUACCCCAAAAACCAAUCGAGGAAAAAGUGGAAAUUCCGAAGCCAAUUGAAAAACCACAAUUUAAACCAGAACCUGAUUUAAAACCGUCUGAAGACAAAGAUUUUACAUUAGAACCGUUUAAAUCUAUUCCAGUUGGCGAAAGUUCUGAAGAGUGUGAGCCAACACCAAUUAAAAAUGAUAGUACCCCUGAUGUAGAAUUGUCGACUAAAAAACCUAAAUAUAUUAGAAAAAAAAUAAAGAAAGAAGAAGAGCCUAUUCCUGAUAAGAAAAUAAUACCUGGAAUACCAAAGCCUGUUCCAUCAGAUGAAGAUAAAGAUAUAAAUCUCAAGUAUAAACAAGGGAAACCAGAACCAGAAAUACCUGAAGAAAUAAAAUUAAAACCUAUUCCCAAAAAAAAACCUGUAGAUAAUAAAGAAAUUGAUGAUGAUGGAGUAGGAAAACCUAAGCCUUUUAUAAGUGAUUUACCUAAGAUUGAUAUAAGUUCCAAGUCCAAAAAGUCACCUUUACCGAAAUCGAUAAGUGUUGAUAGCCCUUUGCAAGAUCUUGAAAUUGUUAGUAUAAAAAGAAGUGAGGAUGUUCCUGAGCAAAAGGCGACUGAGAGUGAACCUGUAGCACCCUAUUUUAUUGAAAAAGUGCAACCAUUAGUAGCAGAACAUGAAAAGCCUACUGCUUUUACAUGCUCAGUGGGGGGAGUCCCUUCACCUGAAGUCAAAUGGUACCGGGACGAUCGUGAACUACAAACAACUGAUGUUUACGAAAUUAUUGUAUACGAGAACACAUCUACAUUGAGGAUUUCUAAGCCUACAGAGGAACAGGCUGGCGUUUAUGUUUGCCAAGCUACAAAUUCAGCUGGCAUCUCAACUUGUACUGCACUUCUAGUGGUGUUAGAUUCUGAAGAAAUUGGCGAAGCUCCAAUUUUUAUGGAGCCUAUUAAACCUAGAAAAGUUCGGGGAAAAAAAUCUAUUCAACUAAGGUGUAUUGUUAAAGGAAUUCCUAUACCUGAAAUUAUUUGGUGUCGUGAAAAUGAAGAAAUAAUUUCUGAUGACGACGAGUAUAUAACUUCGUUUGAUUCUAAAACUGGUGAAGCCAUUUUAACAUUAGUAAAUCCUAUUGAUGUUGACCGAUCAACAUAUCUAGCUAGAGCAGUGAAUAUUCACGGAAAAUCUGAAUGCAUGGCACAUAUUACAUUUGAAAAAGAGGAAUAUGGAGAAGCGCCCAAGUUUGUAGAACGGUUGAAGCCGAAAGUUGUGAAAGCCAAUGAAACAACUGAACUCACAUGCUUAGUCAAAGGUGUUCCAUCGCCAACUGUUGUAUGGUGCCGCGAUGAUGAAGAAAUUACACCAGAUGACAGUCAUUUGUUAAUUUACAUUCCUGAAACUGGAAAAUCUAAACUUACAAUUGUACAUCCUAAUGAUAUUGAUGAAUCAACGUACACAGUUAAUGCAACGAAUAAAUUUGGAAGGGCUGAGUGUAGAGCAAAUUUAAUAGUUCAAAAAGAUGAAAUUGGUGAAGCGCCGACAUUCGUACAACCAGUAAAACCAAAAAUGGCUAAAUCAAAUGAAAUAACUGAACUUAAAUGUACUGUAAGAGGAACACCAAACCCGUUGGUAAUUUGGUGUCGUGGAAAUGAAGAAAUUAUUCCCGACGAAAGUCAUUUGAUCACAUACCAUCAGGAAACCGGAGAAUCGAUCUUAACAAUUUUAAAUCCAUCUGAAAUUGAUGAAACUAUUUAUACCAUAAACGCCGUCAAUAAAUAUGGCCAAGCACAAUGCCGUGCAAAUCUAAUUAUUCAAAAAGAUGAAUCGGGUGAAGCACCAAUGUUUAUAGAACCGAUAAAACCAAAAAUCGCCAGAGCUAAUGCAUCUACCGAAUUAAAUUGUUUGGUUCGAGGAAUACCUAUACCAACAGUUGUUUGGUUUAGAGGUGAUAUAGAAAUAAUUCCAGAUAACACUCAUUCAAUAACGUUUAUACCAGAGACGGGUGAAUCAAAACUUAUUAUUUCAAAAGCCACAGAAGUUGAUCAAAACACGUACACUGUAAAGGCAACUAACAAAUACGGUAGAGCUCAAUGCCGGGCAAAUGUAAUUAUACAAGAAGACGUUUUUGGUGUAGCUCCAACCUUUGUUGAGCCCAUAAAACCCGUAUUAGCAAAACCAGAACAAACAACUGUUUUACGUUGUUUGGUGACUGGUAACCCAGUUCCAACUGUAGUUUGGUGUCGUGGAAAGGACGAAAUUGUUCCUGAUGACAUGCAUACAAUUCAGUUUAUUCCAGAAACUGGAGAAUCUACUUUGACCAUAGAAAAAGCAGCAACAAUUGACGAAGCGCAUUAUUCAGUAGAAGCAAUUAACAAAUUUGGAAGAGCUAGAUGCAGGGCUAAUUUAGUUUUAGAAAAAUAUGAUACUGGAAUCGCUCCUGCAUUUGUCGUUCCGAUUAAACCUAAAGCCGCUAAGCCAACAGAAACUGUAGAACUAAGUUGCGUCGUUUCCGGAACGCCAAUGCCAACCGUCGUAUGGUGUCGCGGAGAUGAACAACUCAUGCCUGACGACAGUCAUAUCAUAUCUUAUACACCAGAGACUGGCGAGUCCAAGCUUACGAUUUGUAACGCUACGGAAUUGGACGUAAAUGAUUACACAGUAAAAGCAGUCAACAAUUUUGGUGCGGCCCAGUGCAGAGCCAAUCUGAUUAUAGACGAAAUCGUUGAUGAAAUACCUAAGCCGUUUGAAGAGGCACCAUGCAUAACGAAACCUUUGCAACCCGUCAUAGCAAAAAAAGACUCGUGUGUGACGUUAGACGUUCAUUUCAGAGGAACUCCCGAGUUAAAUGUUCGGUGGUUCCAUAAUGGUAAAGACAUUACCGAUAAAAAAACGUUUGUUCGCACCUUAACUAUAACAGAGACCACAACCGUAAUUACUAUAAAAAAAAUUACUAAGAAAACCACUGGACGUUAUGAAGUCGUGGUUACUAAUAAUCGCGGGGAAGCGAAGACUUCUACUACAGUAUCAAUUGAAGAUGUAGACGAGACAAUCGAGAAAGAAGAGACUACAAUCGGGAAAGCGCCGUAUUUUGAGACGGAACUGCAAACCGAAACAAUAUGGGAAGAUGAGGAGGAGGAAGAAAAUAAAACCACAAUAUGCCUCGUUGUAAAGGUAAAGGGUACUCCCAAGCCUAAGAUCCUUUGGUACGAGAGCGGUAAAGAAAUAACGCCCAAUGAAGACUUCCAAAUUGAAGAACAGGAUGAAGGAGUAUCCUUGUUAACGAUCAAGAAAAGGCCAACAGAGAACGUUCGGGAAAUUACAUGCGAAGCUACAAACGAACACGGAACGGUCGCUACCAGGACUCUAGUAAUUCCAGGUAUCAAAGGGACGAAAGCAUACAGGAAGCCAUCGUGGGUGACCCAGAUGGAAGAGUUACGGGAACAAUUGCAAGCUUUUCAAAGUUUACCGAGCUUUGUAAACGAAUUAAAGGACGAGCGAGCUGUUGAAAACGAAACGAUUGUAUUUGAAUGCCAGUUUUCAGGAAAUCCUACACCCGUAAUUAUAUGGUAUCACGAUGAUAAAAUUGUCAGAAACUCAUCUAAUGUUCAAGUUAAGAUCACCGACACUAAAACAACAUUGACUAUUAAAAAAGCAACAAAAGAAGAUGAAGGUGUCUAUAUUUGCAAAGCAAACAGCAAUUUAGGAGAAGCUAAAAAUAAAGCAAAACUUUAUGUUAAAAAACUUGGAGAAGAAACAUUCACGGCUACCGAAGAAGAAGUGGAAGAGAAAGAAGUAGAAGAAGUGAAGAAGACGAAAAAAACAAAAAACAAAACUAUAAAGAAGAAACAUAAAAAAGAAUCUGAAUCAUUCGAUGAAACAGAAAUCAAAGAAUCAAAUCGCAUUAUUACUUCUAAAACGGUAGAGGAGAAACCAUCGUUACCAGAACGCGAACCGUUAUCCACGUCAGAAACAAUUUCAGACGAGACGGUCAGGGAAGUUCGUGGACCCGAAUCUGUUCACGCAAAACCCAUCGAAGAACCUGCACUGUUCACGGCACUUAAGAUCCGGAAGCCCACAGUGGUCAAUGAAGUUGAACAAGUUUUAGAUCAAGUGGAACUGGCUGAGUUUGGACCGGCUGAAUGUCCAUUACGAGAAUUGGCCACUAUUGAUAUACUUACCCGACAUGGCAUAUCGAUAGAACAGGUGAUCGAAGAGUACACGUCCGGUCAAUUCCCUGCGCUGAGGACCGCGCCAGCUCAAUCAGCCAUGGUGCACUUAAUCGAACGUGAAGGGUACACAUCACUCGUGGCUGACGUUUUCACCAAAGAAUCAACCAUACCUGAAACCGUCAAUGAAGUGUUUAAGGCAUUCAUGACAAUGGUCGAGUUGAAACACAGUACACUGGAAGAGAUUAUUACUUACUUAAUGCCAGAAGAUUUCCAAACCAGCACCUGGGAUUUGGAACACGCAUCUCAAAUUACUACAGAUGAUACGAUCACCGAAACAGCUGAUAUCAGCGAGUCUGUAAACAUAUUAGUAAACGAAGUUAAGAAGAAAACACGUUCGACAAAGAGAUUAGUUAAAACAAGCGAAGAGAGUUUAUCAAUUGAAAAUGAACAAGUAAAGAAAGUUAUGGAUUAUAGCAAUAAUAAGAUUACUGAUAAUACCAUAGUUGAAUUAUCAGAAGACAAACCAAUCAAAACGGAAAAAGUUACGAAACUAAACAAAAAUAUAGAAGAUAUCAGUAAAAGAGAAGAUGAGGAAGAAGAAGAAAUUAUCACAAAAGAAACAAAAAUAACAAAAAUAAAUAAAGUAAAACGAUCGGAUAUCGGAAAAGAAAUUAUUCCUGAAGAGACAACAUAUGAAUUCAAUGUAGAAAAGUAUCCCGCUAUAUGUCCAACCGUUUUGAAAACAUCAAAAACUUUAAAUGAAACAAUUGCUCAGCAAGAAGCUGUAGAGCUCUCAACAGAUAUUAAUAACAUACCAGAAAAAGCUCAGAUUAGAAUAACAACUCGAAGCGCCGCGGAAAGUAUAAUAACAAAAGACGAAGAGAAAGAAGAAACCCGAAAAGAAACAUUAGAAAUAAAAAAACAUAAAGCAAAUUCAGCUUUUGAAUUUAAUGAAAGUUUUUCUACAGAUCAUCCAGACGCUCAAUCACCUCUUGAAGAAAUCGUUAAAACAUUUGAAUUCAAACCGUGUUUGGCGAUAAAAGAUGUUAUACCUAAGGAAAGUAUAACAAUUAAUGAAAUUUAUCCAAAUCAAUGCCUUGGCAAAGGAAUUGAUUACAAACCAAAAAAUAAGGAAGCUAAGGUUACUGUAAUUGCACAUUCACAAAAAGUAGUAACAGAAUCAAUUGCCUCUACAAAGGAAGGUGAAAUUAAACAAUUAUUUAUGCCACAGAAAAAAAAAGCUACACAAGAUUAUGUUGAACACGAAAGUAUUAAUGUUGUUGAAGUAAAUGAAGCACAUACCGAAAGUCAAUUAAUAGAUGAUUUUAAACCAACACCAGUGAAAUCUUCAGUGGAAUAUCCAUUACACGAACAAUUAGUUGUUAGUGAAUCACAUUCAGAAAUUCAACCGGAAAAUUACUAUCCAGAAAUAAUUGUACCCACUGAAGUCGCAGAACAAUUAAUAGUACCAUCAAAUAACGCUAUAACAGCAUUCCAAAUAGAAUCUUCUGAAAAAGAAGCAGAAUAUAAUCAUUCGAAAUCACCCAAUGAGUAUAAAGCAGAUAUUUCGAUUAUUCCUGAAAAAUAUAUUGAAGUAAGCGAGUCAAACAUACAAGAAAAAGAAACUAAACUAGAAAAAGAAAAGGUACCAGAUAAGUCAUUUGCGGUUUCUGAUAUAAUUUUACAAUCAAGUAUAAUUGUAAACUCAGUUAAUCAAGAAGAAAAUGAGGAAAAAUUCAAUACUCAUUUACCUCAAUCGCAUACUGCAAAACUAACAAUAAACAACGCAAACAAAGUGUGUAGUUCUUCAGUAACAGAAAUUAAUGAAGCAGAAUCUGAUUUAAACAUUUCGGUCAUACCAGAAACAAAACAAAUUGAAAGUUCCAUAAUUGGUUUAGAAGUAACUGAGAUUAUACCUAAAGAGACAGAAUCCAAUUUUACAUCACAAUCAGCAUUAGAAAUAUUACCAGAUACUAGUUUUACUGAAAAUAAUUCGUGUAUAGUCACUGAAACUACAGCUGAUGAUUAUUCAACAGAUUUAUUAUCAAAUUUGAAUUACAAAACAUUUGAAGCCAAACCAAAGUUUGAAGAAUUAGAAGCCAAGCAAAUAUCUCAGAUAAAUGUACAAGAGAAUAACAUUCCAUUAGAUGAAACUUCUAAACCCAUUUCAGUUAAAUUGGAAACAAGUUUUUCCCCAAUUCAAAGCAUAACUGUAGAACAAACAGUUGCAACAGAACAAGAGCAAUUCUUGCCAUUAAACGUACAGCAAGAGUUACAUAAUUCUAUAAGUGUUCCAUCUCAUUCUCUCCAAGUUGUAGUUAUUGAAGAGAUUACUCCAGAGAAUUGUGUUACACAGAUAGAAGAAACGUAUAAAGACAAUAAUCAAAAUUCAUCAAAAAUAGCCCAAAUUAAUUUUGUAGAUGACCAAUGUAUUAUUGUAAAAGAAGUGUCAACCUAUGAGUCAGAAACUAGUUUAUCACUUGAUAGUAAACCUGAAAAUGUAAAGGCUGUACCAGUAUUUACUGGUCAUGAUGUGGCUGAGACAUUAGAAAUAAUUUCAAAUGAUGCCGUUGAAAAAUUAAGUAUACAAAAAUAUAAAAAUAAUAAUGCAAAAUUAAAACACGUACCAUACGAAGCAAUUGUAUCAGAAGUCACAUCUGUAAAUGAGUUAGAAGACAUUUUACUGAAUAAAGAAAAGAAACAGCUAAAAAAUGUAAACAUUAAAAUUGACGAGGUUAUUGGUGUAAAUAUUACAGAACAGCCUGUUUACGAAAAAGAAAAAACUUCGAUUGAACAAAAAGUAUUUAUAAGUAAAAAGGCUAGUACUGAAUUUGUUCCAAUAGAGAUUGCUGAUCGCUCAGAAAUUGUUACGGGAGAUUAUACUUUGGAUUUGAUACAACCCGAGGUAUCUGAAUCGCAUGCAUAUCAUCAACCUAGUACAUUUGAAAGUGUUAUUUUGUAUGAAACUAAUAUAUCUGAAAAAGAACAAGAGAUGACUGAAGUCAAAAGUCCAUUAGUAUGUACAGCAAAUAAAUCUUUGAUAGUAGAUGAAGCAAUAGAAGUUACAGAAAUAAUUUCUGACAUUAAACCAGAAGAUAUUUUUAUUUCCAUAUUGCCUGAAGAAAAAACAGCCAAAACUAACAUUAUACCAUUUAAACCUCUUGAGAGUCAAAAUAUAACGACUUGUGAAAAUGUGGAGACAGUGAAAAAUCAAAGUCCACUGUCUGGGGUUGCCCAUAUAUCUCAAAAACCGUUUCAUGGUUUAGAAACAAGUUUAAUAAUAUUAACAGAUUCAGAAAAUAAGUUGUCUGAUUUUGUGAUGCCAAAUACAAAAAAAGCAGAGACUAAUUAUAGUGACUUAGAUAUUCCGAUUAGUGUAGUUGAAAUUUUAACGCAAGAUAAAGAGUUAGAUUUUAAAGGUCAAGAAAUUCCAUCACAUACAUUAGACAAACAAGAAAUAAUCUUAGAAGAAUGUCGGGUUACAUCAGAAACAAUGGUAUGUAGUUCUACUAGUGAUUUUGAUGAAAUUAUACCACAAUCAGUUUAUGCUUUGCCGUCUAAAAGCACUCAAAUGGCAAUUGAGUCAAUAGAAACCGCUCAUCUUGAAAAAGAAGGAGAUUUGGUGGACGAUCAUAUAUUUUCAAAGAAACAUGCAGAUUUCACAUAUGAAGAAGUAAAGAGUAUUCAAAUAACUGAACAAGUUAAACUCGAAACCAAGCAAGAAUUAAUAAUUGAAAGUAUACCUGCGGAUAUAAAAAGUAAAACAACGAUUACAGGACAAGAUGUUGCGGAAACAUUUGAGACUAAAGUAGAAAGUCCAAUUGAAGAAUUAAAAAUAGAAUUUCCAAAAGAAAAAUCAGCUAAAACUAUUCAAGCAAAUGAAGUUCAUAGUGUUGAAGUAUCAGAAAUUAUUACACAAGAAAAAGAAUCUUCAUUAGAUGAUAAUAAAAAAUACAACACAAAAAAAGUGAACGUUUUAGUUGAAGAUAACUCAGGAACGUAUAUGGUUACUGAAAUAUUUCCCAAAGAAAGAGAAAUCCAAUUUAUAGAAAAAUCUCAACCUAUUUAUCGACAUGCUGAACAAGAUAUUUUAAGUCAUGAAGGAUUACAAAUUAACGAAACAAAUAUUUCAAUUUGUGAAAAACAGUUAAGUGAUUUAGAGUAUUCAACUAAAUUAGGCAAUCAAGUUAUAGAACCCCUCGAAUGCAUUGAAAUAUCUGAAAUAAAUGUUCUAGAACCAGAAUAUAAUUUACCUAAAUUACUUCAUCCAAAAAUGGAAAAUGCAGUUCAUAGUUUAAAUGAAAAUGUAGGUCUUAUAAUAAAUUCUACAGUAAUUAAUGAUAAAGAAAAUGAACUUAAAAUCGAUAAAUUAAGUACAAAGAUUGCAACUAAAGUUUCAAAUUUAAUUGACUAUAAAGUUCCUCAAAAAUCUGAGAAUAAUACUUUAGAAAGUGUUGAACUUUUAAAAUAUAUUAAAGAAGAUGAAUAUCAAGCGUCAUCUGAACACAUAUUAUUGGAAGGCAUAAGUACAACUGUAGUUAAUUCACAAGAUAAAGAAAUUCCAUUUGAACAAUUAACGAAGUCAACAGGAAAAUCUGCCUCUCUAGAAUACGAAAUGGAACAAAACUUAGAUGUAACUGAAGUGUGUUUAGGAGAAUCAGAAACAGAUUUAAUUCCUAUGUUUUUACCAUCAAGUCACAUUGCUGCAAGUGAUAUGUCGGAAACCCAACAAGUUGCAUCCAGUUUUGAAGUUACCCCACAAAAUUCUACUCACAAUUUAUGUGCCCAAUCAAUGCCAUCUGGUAUUUCUAUAAUUCCUAAAUCCACAGAAUCACAUAGUCUUGAAGUAACUGAAACUUUGUAUCACGAAACUGAAAAACCAUUUAAAUCGGUUGAAAAUGUAUUAAAGACUUGCAAUCUUACAAUUCAAAUGGACCAAAAUGUUGAGAUAACAGAAAUUGUAACGAAUGAAUCAGAGAAACCAUUAGAUUUAUUUGACAAAAAUAGAGGUUCAGAAGCGAGUAUAGUAUUUGAUGAAAAUCAGUCUGUUUCAAUCGAAGAGAUAGAAACUUCUGACGAUGUUGUUCCGCUAACUAAAAAUGUGCCCAAAUCAUUAAGUGCAAUACAACAGAUAGAACCACAAUUAGGAAUCGUGGUUACUGAAGUUAGAACAGAAGAAAAUGAGAUUGAACAUGAAACACAAAUACAACCCUCAUUAAAACAUGUUUCACAAAUAUUGCCUGAAAAUCUUAGUUUGAAUGUGACUUCCACUGUUAUAGUUGAAAAAGAAAGUAUAUUAAAUAAAUCUAAGAAAGAAAUUCAACAAAAUGCACAAGUUUAUUCUGUAUACAGCCCUAUGAAAGUUGUUCAAUCAGAAGAAAAUUUUAUAGAAAUGAGUUUAACCGAUUUAAAGACUACUACACCAAGUGAAAUAUUUUUAGAAUCUUCACAAAUUCCUUAUGAUUCAAUUAAUCAAUUAGAAAUAAGAUCAUUCGAAAAAGAAAGUGAAUUAAAAGUGACUACAAAUGAGAAAAAGGAAGUGGCAACAAUUAAUAUGGAUACUAUUAAUAUACUUGACACAACAGAAAUCAUUACAGGUGAAAAAGAAUCUAUUUAUACACCUUUAACGAAACCUAUUACAAAACAAGCUUUAAUUGAUAUAACUGAAAGUCGACCAGUAAGUAAAACUUUUGAAAUAAAACCAGAAGAUAUAACAAAAGAAUUACAAAUUCCUAAUGUCAAAUCAUGUAAAAUAACACCAGCUCAAGAAGUUGUCCAUGGUGUUGUUGUUGUUGAACAUUUGGGUCAUGAUAAAGUAGAAAAAUUUGAAGGGGAAUACAAACCAACGAUCUUAGCUGCUAACAUAAACGUAGAAAAAGAAAAAGAGACGAAGACUAUAACUGAAGUUAUAACUCAUGAAAUGGAAGGCCAAGUUAAGAAUAUAAAUAUGCCAACGUCUAAAAAUGCUCACAUAGAAAUAAGUUCUGGGCAAGAGAUAGCAGAAAAAAUAGAAAUAUUACCAAACAUUGCAUUAGGAUCAUUGAAUAAUUUUGUAACUAAAACAUCAACUGCUCUUCUAGUACAAGAUACGUUUGAUAGUAUUCAGUCUACAAUAACUACAACCGAGGACAAAGAAAAUCCAUUCAGUUCUGAUUUAGUUUACCAAAAAUCUAAUGCUGACAUUAAUAUUGAAGAAUCAAAAAGUAUAAAUAUAACUGAAGUAAUUGUGGAUGAUACAGAAGAGAAAUAUAUUUCUCCAGAAUUACCAUUAACGAAAAACGCUGGAAAAUCUAUUUUACCAAAUGAAGUAGUAGAAGCAUCUAUUGUAUUAGCUGAUGAAAACUUAAGAACAUUUCAUAAAUUUAAAACAAAAGAAGAAUCAGCUAAUGUUUUACUCGAAACACAUUCAAAUAUAUCUCAAACUGAAACCACUGUACAAGAAAGUGAAAUAUAUCUUGAACCCGUUGAACUGAUAUCGAAUAAAGCUGAAAUUACAAUGAUUCCUAAUAAUAGUUUAACAAUAACAGAAAUAAUAACUGAUGAUAAUGAUCAAAAAUUAAAUAUUAAAAAAGAACAUAAACCACAACAAAUUAUUACAUCAUUAUCAAAAUUACAUGGAGUUCCACAAGUGUCAGAAACUAUCUCAUCAAUUACAACUAGUAAUGUAAUUAUUCCUGUAAUUGAUAGCAAUUAUGCAUUGGUUUCACAAUCAGAACUUUAUGACACAGUGAUGUUAACUGAAAUAAAUGCGUUAGAAAAAGAAAAAUUGUUUACCCAAAAACCCAAAUUUGAAAAUUUUAAAGCAGAAAUUAAGUUUAAAGAAGAUAAAUCAUUAAAUGUCUUUGAAACCGUAUUAAACGAUAAUGAAAAGCCAUUAAAAAUAAAUGAACCUUUAAAAAAACAGGCAUCAUUAAUUAAACCAACAUUUGAUGUUCCUACGAUAUCUGAACAUACGUUGGUUGAAACUGAAAUUAAUCUUGAAUCAACGAUAGUACCAAAAGAACAAAUGGUUAAUAUAUCAUUUGAAAAUAAUAUAAAUGUUCAGGUGUCUGAAGCAAAUGCUAUAGAAACGGAAAGUGAUUUUUUAACAACAAUUCAAAAUUCAGAAACUGCCACUAUACCUGAAUUAAUACUACAACCGGUUGCAAAUGUUACGGAAGUUAUAACUAGCUUUAAUGUUCAAAAUUUACCACAACCGAAUCAAACUGAAUAUAACAAUGCUAGCGCAAUCCAUUCAACAUUUAAUAGCCUAUUACAAACAAAAGUUGAAAUAUCAGAAUCAGAAGUUAAUUUAAAAAAACUAAAAAGUAUAGAAGAAAAGGCAUCAGUAAAAACUGAAACAUUAGAAAAUAUCAUAAUAACAGAACCGGAAAUAUCUGAAAAAGAGGGAACACUUGAAGCACCAGAGAAAAUUGAUUUGAGACAUGCCCAAAUUUCAUUGGAAGAAGAAAAAUCUUGUAUAAUUAUUUCGAAUAUAGUAAGUGAAGAUAAAGAAUUUGAAUUCACAGAAGGACAAAAACGUAAAAGUUCAGUUGCAAAAAUUACAUUAGAUAAUUUAAUGGCAAUCACUAACACUGAGCAAAAUGUAUCUGAAAAAGAAGGUACAUUAAACAUUCGGAAUCCAAAAGAUGAAACUGCAAAUAUGACAUUCGAAGAUUUUCAAUCAGGAAUUAUAGUCUCAAACGUUUUACCCGAAUGCAAAGAAGAAAAAUUAAAAAUUAAAAAUACAACAUAUUCUACUGCAACAUUUGUUACAGACAAUUAUGAAAGCUUAAUCCAAAAUGAACAAAUAGUAAAUGAAAAAGAGGAAUUUACAAUACCUGAACAAAUACCAGAUUCAACAACUGCAUCCGUCACAGUUGAAAAUGGAAAAAUAGGAGCAGUUAUAUCUGAAGUUAUAAGUGGUGACAGAGAAAGCGCAAUACAUACAACAAAAGCAAGAAAAAAAUCAAAAGCAUUAAUAUCAACCGAAGAACUAAAACCAUUAGUAACAACAGAGACACAACUAUUAUCAAACACCGAAGAAAUGAAAUUACCAAACAAAAUUUCUGACAAAUCUGCAAAAAUAAAAUUAGACGAACUAAAACACAUAACAAUUCAAGAACUAGUUCCCAACGAAAAAGAAUUAAAAAUGAAACAAAUAAAUCCAAUUCAAUACAAUAUAACACCAACAUAUUUAGAACUAAUACCAUUGGAAUCAAGUCAAACACACUCAGAAAUAAAACCAAUUCAAUCUGAAGGUGAUAAAAUAGUCAAAUAUACUGCAACAAAAGGUAAACCUCAAAUAAACAGAAGUAUCAAAAUCAACGAAGAUAUAUUAUUAGAAUCAGCCGCUGACCUAAGACAAGAAGCAAUAAACCGACAGAGAGCAUCAAUCACUGAUAUACCAUUGAGCACAGAUGAACCAAGUACUGAUAGUUUAAAAGAAGAUUUUAUUGACGAAAACAUCGAAUUUUCCUUAAAUUCAACUGAAAGUAUACCUGUAACAAAUCUUGUGGAUACUUCAUUAAUUGAACAAACCAAAGUUAUCGAUAACAUUCAAACACCUACUUUUAAUGAAGUAGAUAUAAAAGAAGCUUUUAUGACUUUGAAACCAAGAAAAAGAAUGUCAUUAACUGAUGAAGAAGAAGUUGUUAAUGUUACUUAUAUUCCAAAACAGUCCAAGCCUAAAGAAGUUAUAGAACAAGAAUUUAGCAUAAAAGCUCACACUUAUGAAGAGGAAGAAAUUUCUAUGACAGGCAACGUAAAAUUACAUAGAAAGUCAACAGUGGAAUCUCCUGAACAAUCUUUAACUAUUAAUGAAAUUGGAAUUAAUCAAAAUAAUGAAGAAGAUCUUGAAAAACCUUAUGUACAUACAGAAGAAAUACGUAAUUCUGCAGAUGAAUUUCCACAAGAAAUAAUUGGAGAACCUAUAAUAAUUGAAGAAUGUACUAUAGAUAAACCUUCAACAGAGAUAUUACACGAUGAUCAAAGUAUAUCUGUUAUACCAGAUGUAAAAGUUGAACCUAUACGUAAACAAUCAAUUAAAAAAGAAGAAGCAACAGUUGAGAUAACUUCCAAAAAAGUCAAACCUAUAGUAUCAGAAGAGGAACAGCCUUUAGAGGAAAUUGAAAUCAAAAUUAAACAUCAAAGUAAACCUUCCCUUAAGAAACCGGAAGAAAGUUCUAUUGUAGUUAAACGACUAAAGAAAAAAGAAGAAAAGCCACAAGAACCAACUGAAGAAGUUAUUUCUAUUAAAGAAAUAAAAGAUAAACCAGAAGAAAUUCAACCGAUAUCUGAAACAGUUGAUGUGCAAAUAGAACCUAAACGUAAACCAUCGAUUAAAAAUGAAGAAGCUGCAGAUGAGAUAACUAUUGAAAAAGUUGAAACUAUCGUACAAGAAGAACUGCCCUUAGAGGAAGUUGAGGUUAAAUUAAAACCCAAACGAAAACCUUCUCUUAAAAAGGAAAUUAAAGAGAAAUCACCCGAAGAAAGUUCUGUUGUAGUUAAACGACCAAAGAAAAAAGAGGCAGUACCACAAGAACAAGAACCAACUGAAAAAAUUAUUUCUAUUAAAGAAAUAAAAGAAAAACCAGAAGAAAUUCAACCGAUAUCUGAAACGGUUGAUGUGAAAAUAGAACCUAAACGUAAACCAUCGAUUAAAAAUGAAGAAGCUGCAGAUGAGAUAACCAUUGAAAAAGUUGAAACUAUCGUACAAGAAGAACAGCCCUCAGAGGAAGUUGAGGUUAAAUUAAAACCCAAACGAAAACCUUCUCUUAAAAAAGAAAUUAAAGAGAAAUCACCCGAAGAAAGUUCUGUUGUAGUUAGACGACCAAAGAAAAAAGAGGCAGUACCACAAGAACAAGAACCAACUGAAGAAAUUAUUUCUAUUAAAGAAAUAAAAAAUAAACCAGAAGAAAUUCAACCAAUAUCUGAAACGGUUGAUGUGAAAAUAGAACCUAAACGUAAACCAUCGAUUAAAAAUGAAGAAGCUGCAGAUGAGAUAACCAUUGAAAAAGUUGAAACUAUCGUACAAGAAGAACAGCCCUCAGAGGAAGUUGAGGUUAAAUUAAAACCCAAACGAAAACCUUCUCUUAAAAAGGAAAUUAAAGAAAAAUCACCUGAAGAAAGUUCUGUUGUAGUUAAACGCCCAAAGAAAAAAGAGACAGUACCACAAGAACAAGAACCAACUGAAGAAGUCUUUAUUAUUAAAGAAUUAAAAGAUAAACCAGAAGAAAUUCAACAGAUAUCUGAAACGGUUGAUGUGAAAAUAGAAACUAAACGUAAACCAUCAAUUAAAAAAGAGGAAGCUGUAGAUGAGAUAACUAUUGAAAAAGUUGAAACUAUCGCACAAGAAGAAGUACAACCCUCAGAGGAAGUUGAGGUUAAAUUAAAACCCAAACGAAAACCUUCUCUUAAAAAGGAAAUUAAAGAGAAAUCACCUGAAGAAAGUUCUGUUGUAGUUAAACGCCCAAAGAAAAAAGAGGCAGUACCACAAGAACAAGAACCAACUGAAGAAGUCUUUAUUAUUAAAGAAAUAAAAGAUAAACCAGAAGAAAUUCAACAGAUAUCUGAAACGGUUGAUGUGAAAAUAGAAACUAAACGUAAACCAUCAAUUAAAAAUGAAGAAGCUGCAGAUGAGAUAACUAUUAAAAAAAACGAAACUAUCGUACAAGAAGAAGAACAGCCCUCAGAGGAAGUUGAGGUCAAACUAAAACCUAAACGUAAACCUUCUCUUAAGAAAGAAACUAAAGAGCAGUCACCCGAAGAAAGUUCUUUUGUUGUUAAACGACCAAAGAAAAAAGAAGAAGUGCCACAAGAACAAGAACCAACUGAAGAAGAAUUUACUAUUAAAGAAAUAAAAGAUAAACCAGAAGAAAUUCAACAGAUAUCUGAAACGGUUGAUGUGAAAAUAGAAACUAAACGUAAACCAUCAAUUAAAAAUGAAGAAGCUGCAGAUGAGAUAACUAUUAAAAAAGUCGAAACUAUCGUACAAGAAGAAGAACAGCCCUCAGAGGAAGUUGAGGUCAAACUAAAACCUAAACGUAAACCUUCUCUUAAGAAAGAAACUAAAGAGCAGUCACCCGAAGAAAGUUCUUUUGUUGUUAAACGACCAAAGAAAAAAGAAGAAGUGCCACAAGAACAAGAACCAACUGAAGAAGAAUUUACUAUUAAAGAAAUAAAAGAUAAACCAGAAGAAAUUCAACAGAUAUCUGAAACGGUUGAUGUGAAAAUAGAAACUAAACGUAAACCAUCAAUUAAAAAUGAAGAAGCUGCAGAUGAGAUAACUAUUAAAAAAGUCGAAACUAUCGUACAAGAAGAAGAACAACCCUCAGAGGAAGUUGAGGUCAAACUAAAACCUAAACGAAAACCUUCUCUUAAGAAAGAAACUAAAGAGCAGUCACCCGAAGAAAGUUCUUUUGUUGUUAAACGACCAAAGAAAAAAGAAGAAGUGCCACAAGAACAAGAACCAACUGAAGAAGAAUUUACUAUUAAAGAAAUAAAAGAUAAACCAGAAGAAAUUCAACAGAUAUCUGAAACGGUUGAUGUGAAAAUAGAAACUAAACGUAAACCAUCAAUUAAAAAUGAAGAAGCUGCAGAUGAGAUAACUAUUAAAAAAGUCGAAACUAUCGUACAAGAAGAAGAACAACCCUCAGAGGAAGUUGAGGUCAAACUAAAACCUAAACGAAAACCUUCUCUUAAGAAAGAAACUAAAGAGCAGUCACCCGAAGAAAGUUCUUUUGUUGUUAAACGACCAAAGAAAAAAGAAGAAGUGCCACAAGAACAAGAACCAACUGAAGAAGAAUUUACUAUUAAAGAAAUAAAAGAUAAACCAGAAGAAAUUCAACAGAUAUCUGAAACGGUUGAUGUGAAAAUAGAAACUAAACGUAAACCAUCAAUUAAAAAUGAAGAAGCUGCAGAUGAGAUAACUAUUAAAAAAGUCGAAACUAUCGUACAAGAAGAAGAACAGCCCUCAGAGGAAGUUGAGGUCAAACUAAAACCUAAACGUAAACCUUCUCUUAAGAAAGAAACUAAAGAGCAGUCACCCGAAGAAAGUUCUUUUGUUGUUAAACGACCAAAGAAAAAAGAAGAAGUGCCACAAGAACAAGAACCAACUGAAGAAGAAUUUACUAUUAAAGAAAUAAAAGAUAAACCAGAAGAAAUUCAACAGAUAUCUGAAACGGUUGAUGUGAAAAUAGAAACUAAACGUAAACCAUCAAUUAAAAAUGAAGAAGCUGCAGAUGAGAUAACUAUUAAAAAAGUCGAAACUAUCGUACAAGAAGAAGAACAGCCCUCAGAGGAAGUUGAGGUCAAACUAAAACCUAAACGUAAACCUUCUCUUAAGAAAGAAACUAAAGAGCAGUCACCCGAAGAAAGUUCUUUUGUUGUUAAACGACCAAAGAAAAAAGAAGAAGUGCCACAAGAACAAGAACCAACUGAAGAAGAAUUUACUAUUAAAGAAAUAAAAGAUAAACCAGAAGAAAUUCAACAGAUAUCUGAAACGGUUGAUGUGAAAAUUGAACCUAAACGUAAACCCUCAUUUAAAAAAGAAGAAGCGGCAGAUGAGAUAACUAUUGUUAAAGAAGAAGAACAACCCAUAGAGGAAAUUGAGGUCAAAUUAAAAUCUAAACGUAAACCUUCUCUUAAAGAUCAAUCUAAAGAGAAAUCUCCCGAUGAAGCUUCUGUUAUAGUUAAACGUCCGAAGAAAAAAUUAGAAAAACCGAUAGAAGUAGAUGAGACUGAUGAUGUGUAUACAUUUAAAAAAACACUAGAGAAGCCUCGGAUGUUGAACGAUGAAUUCUCUGAAACUGUAGAAUUUAAAGUAAAACCUAAACAAAGUUCGUCGUCUUAUAAUGUGGAUGAAGGAACUGAGGAGUUAUUUAAAAUUGAUUUAAAACCCAAAAAGGAAUUACAAGAUAUAAUUAUUUACGAAGAAGAGUCGUUAGAUUUUAAGGUUAAACGAAAACCUUCUAUACAGUCUUUCAGCCAAGAUGGAGCUGAGCUGAAAAUAGUUCAAGAAAAAGACGUUUUUUUGAAGGAUAAUAACAUUUUACAAGAAGAUAGUCAUGAUGGUGAAAUAAUGUUUGCAAUCCGCUCAUAUAUUGCUGAAAAUGAAGAUGCUUUAGACUUAGUUGAAGGAGAAAAAGUUUAUAUUAUAGAAAGCAAUAACCAAGAUUGGUGGUUUGUUAAAAAACAUUUAACGGAAGAAAAAGGCUGGGUUCCUUCUAUUUAUUUAAGAGAUGAAUCCAGCUACAUGCGGUACGUGCAAAAGAAAUUACACGAAAAGAUUGAUAAACUGCCAAUUUUCCAAAGACAUGCUUCAAAUGAAAAACCUUCAGCUCCACGUUUUGUAGAAAAACUUCAACCCAAGCAUGUACCAGAUGGUGGUACCGUUCAGUUUGAGUGUCAUGUAGAAGGAAAUCCUAGACCACAAAUUACAUGGUUUAGACAAACGGCAAUAAUUAAACCAUCUCAAGAUUUCCAAAUAUUCUAUGAUGAAGAUAAUGUUGCAACGUUAAUAAUAAGAGAAGUUUUUCCUGAAGAUGCAGGUACAUUCACUUGUGUUGCUAAAAAUAUAGCCGGAUUUGCAUCUAGUACAACAGAAUUAACCGUUGAAGCACCAUUAUCAGACCAUGGCUCUGAUGUAACAGGUCUUUCCAGAAAGAGCAUGUCUAGAGAAUCAUCAUUAGCUGAUAUACUAGAAGGUAUACCCCCUACAUUUUCUCGUAAACCAAAAGCCACAUGUACACCAGAGCAUUCAGAUGUUAUACUUGAAUGUCGUCUUGUAGCUGUGCCAGAGCCAGACAUAUUUUGGCAUUAUAAUGGUAGAGAAAUUUCGAUAACCGAUUCUAUAAAAGUGAAUACAUACUCAGAUAUGCACUUCUACGUGAGCAGCAUUAAAAUUAAUGACGUUCUAAAGACUCAAGAAGGUAUAUACACUGUAAUAGCAAGAAAUAGAGAAGGUGAGGCUAAAAUGGAUUUAGUGCUCAAAGUAAAAACUGGUUUACCAGAGAAACCACAAAUACUUGAACCUCUUUACGAUAUAACUAUAAAUGAGGGUGAGACUGCAGUGUUAAGUACUCAAAUUAGUGGAGAGCCACAGCCUAUGGUUGAAUGGCUAAAAAACAGUAAAAAAAUAACUGAUAUCAAAACUGUUGUGACCAAAGAUGGAGUCCAUUCAUUAACCAUCAAUAAUCCAACUCCUCGUGAUUCCGCUAAAUACACUGUAAUAGCUUCAAACAAACUUGGUAGUGCACAAACUACGUGUUUCCUGGCAGUUGAAGAACUCCCUGGACCACAAGCGCCAUUGUUUAUUGAACGUUUCCAAGAACAAACCGUCAAAGAAAAAGGAACUAUUACAUUGAUUGCUAAGGUAACCGGAAAUCCAGUUCCAAUAGUUUCUUGGUUUAGAAAUAAUAAACCAUUACUUGCUUCGUCCAAGAAAAAAGAAGUAUUUGAUGGGGAAAAUAUAGUUUUGGAAAUCAUAAAUGCCGAUAGUGAAGAAGAUGCCGGCGACUACAAAUGUGUAGCAUCAAACACAUUCGGCACCGCCACACAUGGUGCUAGGGUGUCGGUUGAUGUACCACAAGUGAAAUUCACGCAACCACUGUCAGAUAUAGAAGUUGAUGAAAAACAAUCAAUUUAUUUGGAAUGUGAAACAUCACACACAGUUUCCACAAAAUGGCAAUUGAACGGCAAAGACCUCACUGGUAUGGACCAUCGAGAAUUGCACCAAGAAGGACGAUUCCAUCGGUUAAUUAUCAAAAAGUCGAGCGUUCUUGAUUCCGGAAAAUACACUUGUUUGGUUAAAGACCAGAUUACUUCCUGCACAGUAGUAGUUCACGACGUAAAAGCAGAAUUCGUUAAGAAACUUGAAGAUGUAGAAGUAAAAGAGAACGAUUGUGCAAUAUUGGAGGCAGAAGUUUCUUCGGAAACUGUGAAUGUUACUUGGCACAAGAAUGGCGAAAUGCUUACGGAUGGUAUGAAAAAUAAAAUAUUCUUUGAAAAGGAAGGUCAAACACGUAAGCUAAUUAUUCGAAGCAUAUCUGUUCACGAUGACGGCGAAUAUACGUGUUCGUUGGGUGAACAAGAAUGUACAGCAGAAAUAAAUGUUAUAGAACUUGCACCGCAAAUAAUAAAAAAACUAAAAGAUCAAAAAGUGGCUACUGGUGAACAAGUGUUAUUUGAAAUAGAAUUAACUAAGGGUGAUGCUUUAGUUAAAUGGACAAAGGAUGGCAAAGAAUUACACUUAAAUGAUAAUGUAAGAUUAACCAUCGAUGGAAAACGACAGAAAUUAGAGAUAGUCAAAGCUACAAGAACUGAUACUGGAGUUUAUGGAUGUCAAGUUCAUGAACAAACUUGUACAGCAAAAUUAACUGUCGAAGAACCAAGAGCCAGUUUUGUAAAAAAAUUACCUGAUAUCACACUCGCCGUUCAAGGUAGUGAUAUUAAACUAACAGUCGAGCUUUCCAAACCGGAUGUACCAGUAAAAUGGCUAAGAUCAGGUAAAGUGAUUAAAGAAUCAGACAAAUAUGAAAUUAUUUCUGAAGGAGCCGUCCACACUCUAGUUAUUAAAAAACCUACUACUGAUGAUGAAGCAGAAUAUAUUUGUACGGCUGUGAACGUAAAAACAUCAACGAAAUUAAAAGUUGAAGUUAAAGAAGAACCGCCCAAAAUAAAUAACCUUCCAAAAGAAUAUCGUUUGAAAAAUGGGGAAGAUCUAAACGUGAAUGUAACAUUUACAUCAACAAUGAUGCCGACAGUAGAAUGGUUUAUCAACGGAAGCGUCCUCAUAAAAUCAAAUAGAGUGUCCUAUUCUAUUAGUGAAUCAUCAGUGAGUUUAACUAUAACGAAGAUCGAAGAAGUAGACACCGGUGUCUUAACAUUAAAAUUAAAAAAUAUUUAUGGGGAAACUACAGCAGACAUGGGCAUCGUUGUUAUCAAAUUACCUGGUGAACCGGGAGUUCCGGACGUUAUAGAAGUCACAGACACUUCUGUCACUCUUCAUUGGAAACCUCCACAAUUUGAUGGAAAUUCGCCAAUUGAAGGUUACGUUGUUGAAUAUCAUGACAAAGAUGAAUUUAUGGUAUGGCAUAAGGUACAAGUAAUAGAUACCACACAUGAAGUUAUAAAUUUAGUAACUGGACAUGAAGUAAUGUUCAAAGUGGCAGCGAUUAACUGCGCUGGAAUAGGACCGGCAUCGCACAAUACAAAAUAUGUUAAGAUGGCAAGUCCAGGGUCAUUUACUCCACCUGUCAUUCAGGAACCCUUAUCUGACUUAUCAAUUGGAAUGGGUAAAUCGGCAGUUCUUCAGUGUGUUAUUACUGGAAAACCCACUCCAGAUAUUAAAUGGCUUAAGAACAAAACCAUAUACAAAACAAAGACAACGUCCUUUGAAAACCAUGUGGCUAAGUUGAUGAUCGCCGAGUGCAAUGAAUCUACACCAGGAACUUACACGUGCCAAGCGACCAACGGAGCAGGUACUGCGCAAACAUCGUGCAAACUCAGCGUACAAGAUGUACCUAAAAUUGAAGUCCAUGAAUCGGAGACUUCACAAAUGAUUAGAGUGCGAAAUCAAUGGAAGGUCAAAGCUACGUACAAAGGUUAUCCAAAGCCAACCAUUUCGUGGCAGAAGAACAGUCUACCAUUACCAGUGUCUGAUAAACACAUAAGUGUAUACAACGACGAAGACGAAUGGUCAUCGACAAUAGCUAUUUACUCAGUGGAAAGACCGGACACUGGCGUGUAUACAAUUACCGCGUCGAACGCGGCCGGCACGGCUACGUGCAAUCUGAACCUCAAAGUUAUUGAGCCGGCUAAGGACGAUAAACCAAGCGCACCACAAGGUCCAAUGCGCAUUAAAGAAAUAAAUUCGGACUCUGUGACAAUCGAGUGGAACAAACCAUCCGAUGACGGUGGUUUGGACAUAUCAUCAUACCAGAUUGAAAGGUGCAACGUUGGUAAGAUGAUCUGGUCUAAGGUAGCCGACGUAGACCAUGACGUAUCAGCAUACAGCGUGCAAAAGUUACACGAAGACGCGGAGUACAUGUUUAGGGUUUGCGCUCAAAACGCUGUUGGCGCAUCAGACUUUUUGGAUAGCGAACCUGUUACCGUUAAGUGUCGAUACCAUAAACCGUCGGCACCACAGGGUCCAUUACAGAUCACGGGUGUGACAGAUACAUCUUUGACAAUCGCUUGGUUACCACCUUUCGAUAAUGGUGGAAUAGCAAUCGAGGACUAUUGCGUAGAAAUCAAGGAAGUAGACAAAAAAGCUUGGAGAAAGAUAAGUUCCACAAAAGAUUUACACUUAAAGGUGUCGGAAUUGAAGAAAGGAUCGUCCUACGACAUCAGGAUUAUCGCUAGGAAUCACGUUGGAUACGGGAAACCGUAUCAACCAGACGAACCGAUUGUGGCCGGCAAGCGCAUAAGCUUUAGAAAUGGAAUAUCCGAUGAAACAUUAUACGUACUUAUGGGAAUAUUCCCAACCAAAUCAAGAGCUUCUGCUUCGCCGUCCCCGCCCACGGAAUUUACUGUGAGUGACAUUACCAGCAAAACCGUUACGUUACAUUGGGGACUACCAGAAAGUAAUGGUGGAUCUGAAAUCACAGGUUAUGUUAUUGAAAAACAGUUGAACACGACGAACAAAUGGUUCAAAGUAGCUACGCUAGAACCGACUACAAUGAAAUAUUGCGUAGAAAACUUGAAAGAAAAAUCGGAAUAUUAUUUCAAGAUUUAUGCGGAAAAUUGCAUCGGCCUAAGUCAACCGGUCGAAACGAAAUUAGUCAGUCUGUUAACCCAUGCCACCGUACCCUCGCCUCCCACUGCUCCGCUUGAAGUUCGAAACCUGAGUUCCAACGCAGUGAUAGUAGAAUGGGGUGUACCGGAAACGGACGGCGGUGCACCGCUGCUGGGUUAUAACAUAGCAAUUCGGGACGAGAAGAAAACUAUGUGGAUGGAAGUUGGACGUGUGGACGCGGACGUACAAAAAUUCAAUAUCAAAGAUUUACAGGAGAACCAUAGGUAUCACAUUAGGAUAUUGGCUAAAAACGAAGUGGGCGUCAGUGAGCCCCUAGAAACUGAAGAACCGUACACUGUGCAAAAACCGACAGAUUAUUACGAGUCGGACGUUGAAGAAUCGGUCAUGGAGUCCAAACCGUCUCUGACGCAAACGUCGGAAACCACUACGUCAUGGCUCAGAGACAACAAUAUGGACGCUGACAUAUCGUCAUAUUCGAAUGCUGCGUUAUUGAAGAGGAGUGAAUACUUUUUCCGCAUUUGGUAUUACGCGAGAACAUUAUUCAAAUAAUAGACACGCAUCAUUAUUGUUUUUAUUAUUAUUAUUAUUAUUAUUACCUAUUUUUAUUAUGACCUAUUAUCCUUUAUUAUUAGGUACCUAUUUUUAUUGUUAAACUAACGCCAACAUACGAAUGAGGUGAAAAUGUUUAGUAUCGACGUUCCCUGAGUCGAGACGAGACGUUUUCACCAAUUUCUAUGUUAUUGUUUUUUUUUUUUUAAAUGAUUGUGAUAAAAAAAUUUCUUUUUAAUUUUAGUUUUUUAGUUUAAUGAUUCCCUACCCUUUCCAAAUCCCUGUUAUUAAUUAUCUAAUAUGUGUUUUAAUUUAUAGAAAAAAGUGGUGGUAACUUAAAUUACGUAUUGUUUAUAAAUUAAUUCACAUGUAAUCUUUAAAUUGUUAUUAAAAUAUAAAUGUAUAGCUAUAAUAGCUGUACCUAUAUUAACUAUAUUAUUGUACUCCCUAUUAUUUUAGUAUUAAGGAAUAUAUGUAUAUUUAAAUAAAUAUAUAUUUUUUUAAUUACCUAUAA